Podarcis lilfordi (Lilford's wall lizard) is the source of this 64840-nucleotide messenger RNA. NCBI's taxonomy places the organism in Eukaryota, Metazoa, Chordata, Lepidosauria, Squamata, Lacertidae. The record is from the annotation of a GenBank genome assembly.
AGAAGAAGAAAUUAUAGGCAGUUCCUGUUAAGAGCUAAGUUGGUUGCUGAGUUGCCUUUAGGCCUCUCGCAGGCCUGUCAGUUUCCAAACUGGGGCAGGAGAAUGUGGACAGCUGCAUUUCUUCCUUGCAACAGUGAAAUAUUUUUUCCUCAUUCAUGACCCGGCAGAAACAGCUGGGCCUCUGCUGUUGGUCAUUGGACCUGGCAGCCACCUGGUGGCAUCUCUGCCUCUCCAACAUAGGGGACAAGAGACUGCUGGGACAGCAGAUGCAGUGGUGGUGAUAUUUUCACCCUUGCCAAGAUUUUAGGGCUGGGCUGAGCCGGGGGGGGGGUUGCCCACUUCCCCUCCCAAGCACAACACCCCUUAACAAUGUAAACACCAGCACCAGAUGGUAACUAUGGUUAAAGUAAACCAGGCAGGUUCCCACCAGGGUUUGCUAAACAGCUGAGGCCUCUUUAGUUCAGCUUCAACAAUCAGUCAUUUAAAAAUGGCCGCCUUUAACAGUUUUCUUCUCAAAGAGAGGCAACAAUCCUCAGCCAGAGAUGUCUGCUCACAUUUACAAAUGAUGCUGAAAAUGUACAAGGAGAUGACGGUUGGUCUUUUCACAGGAGCCCUCUGGAUUCAAGAUUGGCUGUUUGUUGUGUCCUGUUUGUGGGGCUGGGGUAGCUCAGGCAGUGAACGCAGAGCAGUCACCUGUUUGCUCAACUCUUUCCCCCUCCCUUCUCUGUUCCAGAGUUCCUACCCCAUCUGGGAAGAUUUCAACUCCAAGGCAACUAAACUCCACUCCCAACUGCGGUGAGUUUCUCAACAGAACUGGCACAGCAACAACACAGCUGCCAUUUGUCCCCUAGCUUGGUCUUCUCGCCAUGUGUGUCAUGAAAAGAGACUCUUGAUUUCUUCUAUGCUCUCAGCUUCCUCUCCCCACACCCUCCUUUCUUUAGAAAAUAAACGAUGUGUCCCCAGCUGGUUCAGGUUCUUUUGAAACCCCACAGCCAGUAGCACUGCACAUAGUGAGAGCGUAGACCAAGCUUCACCAACCAGCUGCCCUCCAGCUGCUUUGGACUACAGCUCCCAUCGGACCCAAAAUCACCUAGUCAUGCUAGCUGUAGCUGAUGGGAGUUGUAGUCCAAAACAGCUGGAGGGUGCCAGGUGAUGGGGUAGAUUUUGCAUGGCAGAUUACAGUUUCAUCAGGCGCUCUUAGCCAAACAGCAGUGCAAGCUGGGCAAAUAUCCCCAAGCGGUGUAUAUUUUCCAGCUGGCAGCUGCUCUAGGAGUUGAAUGACACUGGCCAGAGGAAUGAGAGCUGAUGGGUGGGGGUUUUUUUUGGAUGAUUGUAAUCUGCUGCAAGCUACCUUGGAGAUCAUUGGAUCCAAAAGCUGGGUGGAGGUCUUCUCUCAGAUGAAAUGCAGUCUGAGUCUAUUUUUUAAAAACCGCCCUGCAUCAUUUCUUUGUGGGGAAACAAAACCUGUGCAGAUCUGUGUCCUGAGCCCUGUGUCAUAGGGCUCAAUCCACAUACAGUGAAAUGGGCCCAGGAAAUUCUGCUGGCAUCCCUGGAGGCUGUGACUACCACAUAAUGAGCUGGGGAUGCCCCGGUUCAAUGCAAAAAUAAAAUAACUCACUUCUUUAAGUUAAGUUUUAGAAGCAAUGGGGAGGGCAGAAUCCUAGUAGCUUUGCUGCCAGUAAUGAGAGGUCCCACCCAUAUGGCUGCUCAGAAACACCAUAGUUGGCCCCCGAGUUCCUUUCACCUGCCAUUUCUUACCUGAAUGUCCCUCUCCACAAGAAGGUACCAUUUCUUAGCAUGAUCUGGUGUGCACGUUCUGAUCCUCCUUUCCAUCCCCUUCCAGCUAUCACAGAAAAGCAUGUGCCAAAGUCGCAGCCUCCCCAUGUCAGCCGCUUUCUCUCAGACAAGUGUGCCUGCUCUUUUCUCUGGAACUGCCAUUCUUCCUUCUCUCCCUUUUGAUAGAUCAUCACUGUGAUCUUGUUGUUAGUUCUUUGUAUCCUAGGGAUUUUUAUUUUCUCUCAAUAUUUUUCAGACCUUGUGGCUCUUUUUCUUUUUGUAACAAAACAAAAUUGAAGUACCAGCCCAUCUACAGGCAAAGUGCUAUUGAGUCUUUUAAUGGCUCCUUUGCCUUUUUAAUUAAACAGUUCCUGUUUGCAGAUUUAACUCAUAGCUUUGUGAUUAGCACUGGUUCAAGAUUAGUGGUGAGUAGCUUUUAAUAUCCUCCUGAAUAGCCUUUCUAAAUUGGCUUAAUAUUGGUUGUGGUUCCCAUGGGGAGGGGAAAGCUCCAUUUAUUAUUUUUAUUUUUUUUUAAAAAAAUAGCUGCUAUUUAAAUAGCUGCUAUUUAAAAAAUAGCUUUUAAAUCAUUUUAAAAAAUGAUUUUAAAAAAUAGCACAAUACAUUUUUGGCUAUAUAAAAAUGAGGGUAGGUGGGUGCGGAGUCACACUUACACAAGGAAAUCUGUAAUCCAAGCCCCCACCCCAUGGGAACAGAAACUGACCCUAGGCCGGCAAUUAACCAAAUCCAUUCAAGGGGCAAUUAAUAGGCUGUUCAUAAUUGAUGCCAGGUAACAUAAAAUGGGAUCAUUCUAUAAGGAGUAAACUUUUAAUUAAAGCUUCUGAAAACCUUUCAUGAACAGGAUUUUCUUGUGAGUUAAUGUUAUAGAAGGAUCUUGAGAAUAAUAGAUAAUACAGUGCCAUUUUAAGCCAUUGUGUGGAACCUCUAUUUUCAAAUUUUUUUUAGUUAAUUGAACAAAGUGAGUGCCUCAGCAGCCCUAAAGGGUUCAAGUGAAGAAUAUAGCAUUUUCCUGGUAUUCUCUAGGGAAAAGCACCUUUCCAAACACUACCUUGUGGCCCAACCCAGUAUUUGAGUAGAGCCUGCAUCAGUUUUGCGUAUUUGACUAUAUUCAGUUAGUCUGCUAAUAGCAUCUGUGGCAGUUGUUUUUUCUAACAGUUACCUUGGGCAUAAUUUUUUCUAAUGCUUUCUUUUACACACACACACUAUUUUAUGAGUGUGCUAGUUGCAAUGAGUGGAUGCCAAUUGUAAGUACAAUAUCGGGCAACCUUGGCAGUUUCAAAGUUUUUAAUCUUGUUUACUAAUCAAAUGUAAAAUAAACAUGAUAAAUGAGAAUAUUAUGUAGGGCAUCAGAAAAAAAUCCUGUACAAAUCACUAUGAUCACAGUUCAAAAAUUUAUGGAAAACACUGUUUUCUUAUGCUAGUGUUAUUUCAUACCUGAGUUUCUUGACGUUUUGCUGGAGGAAGGAUAGCGUAUAGAACGGUGUUAUCCUGGGAUUAAAAAAACUAAGAACUAGGGACUGUGCCCCUAUUUCCUCCACUUGCAACACCCCCUUUAGCCCAAGGUGGGGAACCAUUUUGGCUCUGCAAGCUAGAUCCUUAUCAGGAUCUGCCUUGUGGUCCAAAAUUGACAGGUGGGCAAGUCCAUCCACCUGCCAGUCAAGUGAUGUCGCAAAUGGCAUCGUGCUUCUAAGCCUGGACAUUAAAUCGCCUCUCAGGCAGCUGCAUGCUGCUAAAAAGAAGGCUUUGAUUUCCUUUUAGUACCACAUUGCUGCUUGUGAGGUACUUUGAAGUCCAAACUUCAAGACUCCAAAGCCCAGCAAAAUGGAGCAAGGAGCUCUCUCAUGAACCCAGGUCAAGCUAACUUGAUCUCCCUUUGCAUCAGCUGAUGGGUGGAGAGGUCAGGGGCAGUUUGGCGCAUCUGUUUGGCCUGUUCCCAGAAGGAAUGGCCAAAUGGAGCUCUUUGUAAGCAAUUGAAAUAAAAUUGGCAGACAGGGCUAUCACCUUUGGUCCACCCCACCCCCCAAAAGUCCUCCUCCCUUUCUCAGGAGGCUCUUCCUCAGCUGCGCACCCUUUCUCCUCUGCCUCAUCUCCUCCUUCAGUCCCUUUCCCUCCUCCUUUGCUUGAGCUUUAACCUCCUGUCCUCCAGUUUCCACCUUCCUCUCCUCCUAAUUGUCAUCACUGCCGUAGUUUGCAGGGCUAGUGCCAUCUGUCAGUGGUCUUGUGAAUUACACCAUGACAACAGUCUUGUAUGUGUUUUACAGAGAAAAGGGAAUUCAGGGGUUGGUGUGUGAAAUUAAUUGCAGAUCUGAUGCAAUCAGCUAAGAGCUGGUAGGUUUUAGUAAUCAGUGGAAAGAUGUCAUCUGGAUGCCAAGCUAGGUGUCUCUGCAUCCUAUCCUUGUACCUUUGGCCCUUAUGUACUUAAAUGGAGGAUUUUACAUUCAUUUCUAUUGAAUUUACAUUGGUGGUUUCAGCCCAGCUUUCCAGCCUGUCAAGGCAGUUUUAACCCUCAAUUUUGUCUUCUGUAGUGUUAGCUACCCCUCAGUUUUGCAUUAUCUGCAGUUUUGAUAAGCACUCUCUUUUUUUAUAUAUAUAUAAUUUUUUUAUUGAUUUUACAGACAAGUUUUAUACAAUACAAACAAAUAAAAAGACAUACAAACAUGUAUAGUUUCAUAACCUUUUUUUUCAUAACCCUCUUCUCGGACUCCCCAAACCUCCCUUCCUACAUCCCAAUUUCCAAAAUUAUUUCAGCAAAUUCUAAAUAAUGUUAUCAAAUAUAUUUUUCUUAUUUUUUUUUCUUCAACUUAAUCUUAUGUCGCUGUAAUCUCCUUUUCUUUCUCCAAACCUCGACAUUUUAACAUUCCUCAAUUUUAUAAUAGUUCUUUAGAUAGAUUUUAAAUUUCUUCCAAUCUUCUUCCACCGUCUCUUUCCCCUGCUCACGGAUUCUGCCAGUCAUCUCAGCCAAUGUCAUAUAGUCUAUAACCUUCAUCUGCCACUCUUCCAAGGUGGGUAGUUCUUCUGUCUUCCAAUACUUUGCGAUGAGUAUUCUUGCUGCUGUCGUAGCAUACAUAAAAAAAGUUCUGUCUUUCUUUGAUACCAAUUGGCCGGCAAUGCCCAAGAGAAAGGCCUCUGGUUUCUUCAGGAACGUACAUUUAAGUACCUUUUUCAUUUCAUUAUAUAUCAUUUCCCAGGAAGCCUUAAUCUUUGGGCACGUCCACCAAAGGUGAUAAAAAGUACCUUCAGUUUCUUUACACUUCCAACACUUAUUAUCAGGCAAAUGAUAAAUUUUUGCUAGCUUGACUGGAGUCAUGUACCACCUAUAGAUCAUUUUCAUAAUAUUUUCCUUUAUGGCAUUACAUGCCGUAAAUUUUAUACCGGUGUUCCACAACCAUUCCCAGUCAGCAAACAUAAUGUUAUGACCAAUGUCCUGUGCCCACUUAAUCAUAGCUGAUUUAACUGUUUCAUCUUGUGUAUUCCAUUUCAGCAGCAAAUUAUACAUUCUUGACAAGUUCUUAGUAUUGGGUUCUAACAGUUCAGUUUCUAAUUUUGAUUUCUCCACCUGGAAGCCAAUUUUCCUGUCUUGUUUAUACACCUCCAUUAUUUGAUAAUAAUGGAGCCAAUCUCGUACUUUGGGUUUCAAUUUCUCAUAGCUCUGUAGUUUCAACUUAUCUCCAUCUUGUUCCAAAAUUUCCCGAUACUUUAGCCAUUCGGCUUCCAUAUUAAGCUUUUUCAACGCCGUAGCUUCCAAAGGUGACAACCAUCUAGGGGUCUUACUUUCCACCAAAUCUUUAUAUCUUAUCCAAACGUUAUAUAAUGCUUUCCUGACAAUAUGAUUUUUAAAGGCCCUAUGCACCUUAAUUUUAUCAUACCAUAAAUAUGCAUGCCAACCAAAUGUAUUGUUAAAACCUUCUAAGUCCAAGAUGUCUGUAUUCUCGAGGAGCAUCCAUUCUUUCAGCCAGCAAAAAGCUGCUGCUUCAUAAUACAGUUUUAAGUCCGGCAGGGCAAACCCCCCUCUUUCUUUUUGCAUCCGUCAGUAUUUUAAAUUUUAUUCUGGGCUUUUGCCCUGCCAGACAAAUUUCGAAAUAUCCUUCUGCCACCUCUUGAAACAGUCUAUCUUGUCUAGAAUUUGUAAUGUUUGGAACAAGAAUAGCAUUCUAGGCAAUACAUUCAUCUUAAUAACUGCAAUUCGGCCUAACAUUGACAAUUUCAAAUUUGACCAUAUUUCUAGAUCUUUUUAAUUUCCGACCAACAUUUUUCAUAAUUGUCUUUAUACAGGUUCAAAUUCUUAGAUGUCAAAUAAACCCCUAGGUAUUUCACCUUCUUUACCACUGUCAAACCUGUUUCAUUCUGAAACUUCUCCUCUCCAUGACUGUUAAAUUUUUUCCAAAACUUUAGUCUUUUGUUUAUUCAAUUUAAAUCCAGCUACCUGGCCAAAUUCUUGCAUUAGCUCCAACACCCUUUUUGUACUAGUGUCUGGCUCUUGUAAAGUAAGUACUAAAUCAUCUGCAAAGGCCCUUAACUUGUAAAUGUUUAGCUCCGACCUGUACACCUUUAACCUGCUGGUCAUCUCUAAUCAUAUUUAGCAACACCUCCAGAACAGAAAUAAAAGUAAUGGGGAAAUAGGGCACCCCUGUCGUGUCCCUUUUUCUAUUUUAAAUUCUUCAGUUAUCACAUUAUUUACAAUCAACUUAGCCUUUUGUUCAGUGUAUAUGGCACCCAUACCAUUCUCGAAUCCUUGGCCUACCCCCAUCCCAUGAAGAUUCUUUUUCAUAAAACUCCAAGAAAUAUUGUCAAAGGCUUUCUCCGCAUCUACAAAGAUCAGAACUGCUUUAGUGUUUAUGUUCACCUCUAAUAAUUCCAAAAUGUCUAUUAUGUUCCUCACAUUGUCUGAUAAAUGCCUUUUGGGAGAAAGCCUGCUUGGUCCUUAUGAAUCUUCUCCAUCAACACUCUUUUCAAUCUUUUGCCAAAAUGUCUUCAAAAAUUUUGUAAUCCACAUUAAGUAAUGAUAUUGGGCGGUAGUUCUUAAGUUAAUUCUUUUCAAUCUCUGUCUUUGGUAUGAGUGUAAUGAACGCUUCUUUCCACGAUUCUGGUGCCCUUUUCCCCUCUAAGAUCUCAUUACAGACUUCCUUUAAUGGUUUUACCAACCACUCCUUCAAAGCUUUAUAAUAUCUGGAAGUCAGUCCAUCUGGUCCUGGAGAUUUGCCCAGUUGCAUGUUUUGAAUGGCACCCUCUAUCUCUUGAUCUGUUAUUCUCUGAUUUAGAUCCACCUUACUUUGGUGAGAGAUUUUUUGUAGUCCAUACUUUUUAAGAAAUUCUUCUAUAUCCUCCUCCUUCUGUGGUCCUUGUGAAUAUAGUUUUUAAAAUAACUCAAAAACAAUUUCUUAUCUCGUUAGGUUUAGAUAUAUUCUUUCCAUCCACUUCUAGGCUUGUAACUGUGUUUAGUUUCUGUCUUUUCUUCAAUUGCCAAGCCAGAAGUUUCCCACAUUUAUCUGCAGAUUCAAAUGUCUUUUGUCUCAUUUGUUUUAUCUUCCAUUCAAUCUCUUGAUUCAUCAAUUCCAUAUAUUGUGUCUGGUAUAACUUAAUCUCUCUCAAAAUCUCCUGGGACUUUGGUUUUGAUCUCAAUUUCUUCUCUCCUUCUUUUAUCUUUUCCAAGAUCUUGUCCUUCUUCUCAUUUUGCUUUCUUUUUACUGAAUUUUGUUGAAUUAGAAAUCCUCGCAUCACUGCUUUACUUGCGUCCCAGAUCACUCUUUUUUCUACAUCAGUUUUUAGAUUUAUUUCAAAAUAGUCCUUUAAAAUUUUUUGGGCCUUUUUGUGGAUCUCCUCAUCUCGAAACAGGGUGUCAUUCAUCCUCCAUCUGAAUUGACCAGUUGUUGUAAGUUUCAUUUCCAUCUUCACGGCGUUAUGGUCGGAGCAGGUCUUUGGGCAGAUUUCCACUUUUUUAAUCUUUGGAGCCAACCCACUAGUAAUCCAAAUUUGAUCGAUUCUGGUCCAGGUCAUCAUUGCUUCAGAGAAAAGGUUCCCUCUCUCUCGAGAGGAUUCCUUGUUCUCCAAAUAUCAAUCAAGUCCAUAUUUUCAGUUAUUUCAAAGAAAGUCUUUGGUAGUCUCCCAUCUCUGGUGAUUACCUGUCUUUGUGCUUUGUCCAUAUUUGUAGAUACCACUCCAUUCAUGUCUCCCAUCAUGAUUAAAUUGUAAUCCAAAUAAUCCAACAAUGUCUCAUGCAAAUUCUUAAAAAAUUCUGACUUCCCUUCAUUAGGUGCGUAGAUCCCUAGUAUCAAAAUUUUUCACCUUGAAUUUGCACUUCAAUUGCCAAAUACCUUCCUUGUUCAUCUUUGAAUAUAAACUUUGGGGAAAGUUUUCUUUGCAUAGAUUACCACUCCUCUUUUCUUAACUUUAUCCGAUGAAAUAAAUUCUUGGCCUAAUCUCUUAUUGACGAGUAGUUUCCUAUGCAAUCUUGUUAUAUGAGUUUCCUGUAAACAAAUUAAGUCCAACUGCUCUUUUUCAAUAAAUGAAAUAUAUUUUCCUCUUUCGCUGGAAGGUUAAGUCCAUUACAAUUCCAACUUAGAAGUUGCAGGGCCAUCCUGAAGCUAUUUGCCUCCUGUUGCUCCGAGUAGUUGUUCUUCUUCUGUUGGUGAUUUCAGUCCAAACGUCAAGUUUAAGAUGUCUGUUGCGUCUUUCGAUUCUGGUGUUAUUUCCUCUCCGACUGUUCCUUUCAGAAGGUCUUCCCUGUAGUGAUUUAAAAAUUGAUCUCGAUCUUCUACUGAUCUUAUCCUUAUUUUCCUACCUUUGAAUUUAAAAGAUAGGCCUUAUGGGAAUUCCCACCUGAAAGGUACUUCGUUCUUCUUCAGCAAUCCGACCAGUUCUUUAUAGUAUGUUCUUGCGUCUAGAAUUUCCUUUGGGAUAUCUUUAAAAAUCUCCACAAAAGAGUCUUCGAUCUCGAGUGUUCUUUGAAAAUGCAGGCUCAAUAUUUUAUCUCUCUCCUCUCUUGAUCCUAAUGUUAUUAGGCAAUCCCUUGGCUUCUUCCUGCCUUGUGCUCUUCCCAGUCUAAAGGCAGUGACUAUUUUAAUUUCUUCUUUCUCUAACUCCUGUUGCCAAAAAUCCGCAAAUUCUUUAGAAAGGAAGUUCGCCAAGUUAUCUCCUUCACUUUCAGGCACCGCUCGUAGUCUUAAAUUUCUAUCUCUUCUCUGCAAUUCAAGCAUAGACAGGGCCAAUGUAUGAUCUUCUAACUUUUUGCAAACUGGUACAAUUUUUUCCUGUGUAGCAUCCGCCGAGACUUUAGCCUCAUCAGCAGAGACUUUGGCUUCUUCUGCGAUUUCUAUGUUCUCCUCCAAGUCUUUUAUAAAACAGCAGAGGGCCUAAGACAGAGCCCUGGGGACCCUGUGAGACCUCCCUUCCAUGUUAAUGCUGAGCCCUUGUGAGCACUUCUUGGGUAUCUAUGCUGGAUAAUAAUGAGCUAGGGGUCCAUUGUGUCACGUCUUUGCAACAGAGAGAGUAUAGGUUGCUUUGGUUGAGGUGGCACAAGGAACUGAAGGAUUCUUUGGUUAAUAAUAAAAUUAUAAUAAUAAUAAACCAUCUCCAGGAUUGCCACCUCUUACUCUGAUGUGCUAUAAUAUUGCAGUAAAAAAUGAGGACAUUUUCGGGAGCAAGAUAAUCCAGUGAAAGUAAGAAAAUGUACUGUGCCAAGGAGACAUGUUGUCUUGCUCAGAAGCCUUGGGGAUAUUUUCACAGGCUCACCUUCUGUGAUGGUUCCAGUGCUUCCAGGUACUUGCCACCUGGUCCAGCCAUUAAUCUGGAAACACAGGCCCCUAAAGGAAUGUGUAUAUUUUGAGAAAGGCGUUAAGUUCUCCAGAUACUAAAGAGUACAUUAUAUAAAGUAUUGCCAGAAUCAGAUAUUUGUCCUUAUCCCUAGCAAGGUAAAUGGGAGCGAGAUCUACAGAUAAAUAUUGCUUUAGACAGCUGGAAAUGCAUAUGGAACUCUGCAACUCAAAUGAAUAUGAGCACAAACCUUAAGAAGUUUUACAAGUGAUUGUGCAGAUGAUGUUUCUCUCCACAGAGACUGAGGAUGCUUCCGGACAGCAGCUCUUAAGCUGCAAACAAGUCCUGCAUAUUCAAUUUUUCUGUGUGUACUUUUGGCACACUACCUUCCACGCAAUCCCAUUUUCCCCCUGUCUUAAUAGUCACUGAUAUUCUGCUGCUUGACAUCCACACCAGUGGAUCUUGCCUUAAAAUAAAGGAAUUUUAGGAACAAUGAUACAGAAGACAAGACAGGCCAUAAACUCCCACUACAUCCGUUAGUCGUUCUUUUUGAUCAUACAGAAAUAAUACUCUCUAAGGAAGAUCAGGAAAUGGUUAUUUAUCUUUUAAUGGCUGCCGGAAUAUGUAUUUCACGUAUAACAAGAAAUAGGAGGUUACAACAAGCUUUCAAUGGCUGUGAAAAUGUCUGGGAUUUUAGUAUGAUGAAGCUUACUAAUUUUACUCAGACAAGAAAGCAGAGUAAAUUGGAAAGUUACUCAGUUGAGAGUUGAGUGAGAUUUUUGGGAAUUGGAAAGUAUAGGAACAUAUAUAACCCCAAUGAGUUAUUAUGCACAAUUUAACAGCACAGAAGUUGUUAAUGAAAGAUUAUUAAUUCAAUCUGUAAAUUCUUUGUAUUGAUGACACAAUAUGGACAAGGCUUCCUUUUGUGCUGGCGGGGGGGGGGGGAGCAAGCAAGAGGUGCUAAUGGACUUUCUCCAUUGCCCUUUCCCCAAUAAAAAUCCCUGCUUUCCCCCAAACCGUUAGUGCCAUCCGGCAUGGCUAGUGGCCAAGGAUGAUAAGUUGUACUGUAGUCCCAACAAUACAGGGCACCACUUAAGCUACUUGUGACUUACAGAGUCACAUGAUCAGGGUAUUAGCUAAGCCCCACCUCCUUUUGUCCCACUACUCCAGCUGAAGUUGGAGCCCUGCCUCCCUGUCGCAGUGAAAUAAAAGAAGUCCACAUAUGAGCAUCAUAAUGCCUAGUGUGGCUUUGAUUCAUUACCAGCUCCUUCCAGCAGUUAAGAAGGCAAGCCCUGGCUCUCCUAAAUCCCAGGUAAAUGUGCCAAAAUUGUGAUAUGUGAAGUCUCUUUGAGCCAUGUUGCUCCUUCCCGUGCAGCAACACAGAAGCAAAGGGGCUGGUUUUGAGAGUGGCAAGGCAGUUGCAGCAUCCAGAGGGAAGCUGCAGAGCCCCCUCCCCACAUAUCACGGCCUCAGGAUCCCGAUGCAGUUGAGAUCCCAAGAGGUUGAAAGUUGCCUCUACUGCCUUGCCUGUGAGCAGCUUCCAAUCAACGCUGAGUAAGAAGGUUUCCUCCCCAGAGUUCCCAAAAGGAGCCUUCCUCUCCCCCCCCACAGCCUUGUUCCCAGGGUCACCCCCUUGCUUUGCUUUUCCCCAAGAGUUUUUGGAAUCCUCCCCCUUUCUGCUUGCCAGCCACCUCCUCUGGCAUAUCAAAGGCUUCUGUGAAGGGGCCCUUUCAGCCCAUCCACCCUGGCUUUGCCGUCGCCGGAUAUGCCUUGUGCGGCUGCCCUAUUAAUAGCCCCCCUGGCUUCGCUGGUGUUUCUCAGCCCUCCGUGGAGCUGAAAGAGCCUCUUGUGUUCCGCUCAGCAUCUCCUCAGCUGUUUGCGCACUGUGUUCCCCUUCCACUCUCCCAAAGCGCCUUUUGUGCUCAUUGCCUAUCUGGAGAGAGUGCUCUCUAUUUCCUCCGCUUUCUCCGCACACAGAGUAACUCCACAUCGGCUCAGAGCUAGUUUGGGGAGGGAGAGAUUGAAGCUCUGGGCUCUGCCUAACGAGGAGUGUCGGCCAACCCAUAAGUAGAAGGGGAGGCUGAACAAACUUGGCGCUUAAAGCCUUUCUUUGGGAAGAGCCUCCUCUGCUUUGAUUGAUUGAUUGAUUGAUUGGAUUUAUAUCCCUCCCUUCCUCUCCAAGAAACCCAGGGCAGCAAACACAUGUAUCAUUUAAAAUAAAGAAACAAAAAGAAAGAAAGAAAACAUUUUAAAUUGGUUUAAACAUUGUAAAAACAACUACAAUUAAAAACAUCUAAAAUCAGUUGCAGUUAAUUAUAAAAAAAAUUCUAGAAGCAGCUAAAAACAUUAUUCCAUCCAAUGAUCUUAGAGUUACUUGAAACAGUAUUUUGUCAGCUACUCCACAGCCAGGGAACCACCACUGAAAAGGCCCUGUCACUAUCCCAGUUACUUGGCAUGUAAACUGUUUGAGGCUCAAUUUCUACUGGCAGCUCUAGGUAGAGCUGGGAAUGGUCUGUGUCUGAAACCCUGGAAAGCCUUGGCUGCCAGACAGUGUUCAUAAUGCUGCACUAGAUAGAUCUAGCAGUCUGAUUCGGUAUUGAGGCAGCUUCCUAUGUUGCUCAGACAGGGGAGAGCAGGGAGUGCAAAGUCCUCACAGAAGCUUGGGCCAGCCAUGAACAGCCCACCGGGUUUCCAAGUGCUGCUGCUAAACACAGAGGCCAGAUGAUGUGUAAAGAAGAGGUUGGCAGACUGCAGGGCAAGGAGCCAGCCCUGAGGUGGCCAAAGGCAGCAGGACGUCAGAGAGAGAAACUCAGGGAAAGGGAGGCCUAAGGGGGAAAGACAAGAAUAAGGAGGGAAGGAAGGAAGCUGAAACAAAAACAGGGCAGGCAAUAUAGUUCCAAGAAAACUGGAAAGCUGAGGAAACAUUGGUGCUGGCAUGGAGUCUAUUUGAGCUGGUUAAGUUCAUUCUUGUGAGAAAUGCUGUCCAUCCCCCACAAAAAGAAAAUUGUAGGUUUUCCACCUACCCUCCCAAUUUCCCGGGGGCAGGGCACCUGAGAGUGAUUGCUGUGAUUGGUUCUUUAAGAUCUACCUAAGACAGGUGUCUGGUGUUUGGCUUGGCCUAGAAGUUAGGGUAAGGAUCCGUCACAUGUAGGCUUUUUAACAUCAGUGCACGUGGAUGUGUCAUGGGACUCUCUCCAUGCCUCUGAGCCGUUUGGCACAUGGAAUCCCCAGGUUGCUAGCUUGGCUGUCUUGGCCUUGCAGCCAGCCUGUGUCCACAGAGCCCAGAGUAUGCGCUGAAACACACAGUGUGCACUGAAACACACCAUGUGCUCUUUGCAAGGUGGGUACGUGUAAGGGGGGGUGUGAUGUCGGUAGAAGGUCAGCUGUGGUCAGCCCGUAGUCUUUCUGGACCGCUCUGCCGCUCAGGAACCCUGAUAAGCUUCAGAGGAAUUUCAAGAGUUCUCCAGACCACGGGCUGACAGUGCGAGCUUUAAAUCAUUUGUUAAAUAGGGUAACUGAGGAGAGUUGUGCAAGAGGCACUGGAUGUCCUCAAGAUUUUAGAAGCAAACAAGAUUCGGUUUUCUCAGAAUUAUUAGCCCAGUUGUACUUUUGACCUCUGAUUACCUGAGUCUUGGCAGCAUUGCAGGUUUAGGCCUAAGUGCUAAAAAUGCAGGUCCGGCCGUGAAGGGAUGAGAUGAGGCCUACUCACUUGUUGCACCCAUCCAGCCCUUUGAGAUGGCAAAAUGGCUUGUGCUGUUCCUGCGUGAAGACCGCCAACCCUCUGAUCUCUCUCUCUCUCUGUCCUUAUGUUUUAGGACUACUGUCCUGGCUGCAGUGGCCUUCCUGGAUGCCUUCCAGAAAGUGGCAGACAUGGCCACCAACACACGAGGUAUGUUGUGGGAGCUUUAUGGACUAAAAACUAGCUGACUGCAAAACCAGCCAUGUCGCACAGCCAGUGGCAGAGAGCAGAACAAUGCCUAUGAUAAAAAACCUCACCACCAAACUGGCAGGCCCAUGGCCCCUUUCUGUUUACUCAGGAUCCCUUACAGUGCUGCAGUUACCCCACAACACACUUUUAAUCCCUCUUUAUAUUCACACUCAAUCUAGCCCUGUGCUUGGUUUCCACCUGCAACAGCCAAACAGGUGCCUCUGGGAAACAUUCAAGAGGGACACGUUCAAACAUCAGAGAUGGAGCAAGAAUUGUUGUGUGUGUUUCUUUCUGUUUCUGUGACAUUCCCAUGGGUGACCCUACUGCGGUACUAAGUUUAGUGGCUAUCGCCACAUCUUGUGGCAGUGAGUUGCAAAGGCUUUUAAUUUUUUAGCAGUAAAUAUGUUUUCCUGAGGAAAAAUAUAUUAGAGGAUUUGUUAUGUCGCCUUCUCACUUCUGAGGAAGCAUUUGAGGCAGGUCACAUUGGUAAUAAACAAUAGUAAUAAAACAGCCAAACAAGAGGUGGGGUGGAAGCAGCGGAUAAAAUAUGUGUUGCAUUCUGAACCAAGUUCCAGUCAGCAUCUGGGAAACCCUGAGCUUGUGGUGCUUAGAGGGAGAGAUUAAUUUCAUGGUGGGGUCUUACGUGGUCAUUGGCAAUCCCCCUGCUGAUCUCUGCUAAUCCAGACAUGCUUGUGGGAUCACCAUGAGGGGAAGAGCAAUCAUCCUGCUUUUCUAGCAAUGCUCAUUCGAAGGCCCUGUGAUAAAUAGGGCCCUCUUUUAAGUGGCACUUCCUUCAUUUCUGGGUGGGUGUUACAGUUGCGGGGGAAAUGGGCUUCUGGAGGCAGCGAGGCAGGAGCCCUUAAAAGUUACCUAUAAAUGAGUUUCACUGACAUUGGGCAGGGGCCAUCAGUGCACCUUUUGGUUCCCUGCUAAGAAUGUUUUUGUUCAGGCAAGUGGCAGUCUUUCCAGACAUGUAGAAGCUGUCAUGUGUUUUAAUCUGGUUUAGUUUAUUGUUGAUAUUUAUUAUUUUUGAAUGUUUUAAAUAUUUGCUUUUACCUGUUGUUGUUGUUGUUGUUAUUACUGAUCAUUCUAUUAUGUUUCUAAACUGCUUUGAAGGGACGUGGGUGGCGCUGUGGGUUAAACCACAGAGCCUAGGACUUGCCAGUCAGAAGGUCGGCGGUUCGAAUCCCCGCAACAGGGUGAGCUCCCGUUGCUCAGUCCUUGCUCCUGCCAACCUAGCAGAUCAAAAGCACGUCAAAAGUGCAAGUAGAUAAAUAGGUACCACUCCGGCGGGAAGGUAAACGGCGUUUCGGUGCGCUGCUCUGCUUCGCCAGCAGCUGCUUAGUCAUGCUGGCCACUUGACCCGGAAGCUGUACACCGGCUCCCUUGGCCAAUAAAGCGAGAUGAGCGCCGCAACCCCAGAGUCGGCCACGACUGGACAUAAUGGUCGGGGUCCCUUUACCUUUACCUUUACCUUUAAACUGCUUUGAGAUUUUAUCAAGCAGUAUAGAAAUGUUGUGAAAGAAAGAAGAGUUUCAGAGUGUGCCUCUUUUCCCUCCAUGUAGGGGUGUAGCAGGGCGAAGUGACCUAUUCUGGGCACCUUGUGGCAUGUAGAUGGCAGAGGUCUGCACCUGAGGACCAGUCUUCCUUGUGGCCCCUCAGAUUGUGCUUGGAUAUGGGCACCACCCAAGCACAAAUCAGCCAGGAAGCUCACGAGAUGGUCUUGAUCAAGCCUUAACCUUGAGCUGACCUACAUAACCCAUUUUCACUGCCCUGAACUUCUUCAAAAAAGAGCAGAGGGAAAACACAGCUUUUAAAAAAAGUAAUCUCCUCUGAGCCUUAAAAAGACCAGGUGUAACCACGCCUCCUUGUGUACACGUGUAAAGAGCCCGCCUACCGCUUCUCAGAACUGGCAUUGGGAUCAUAUAUAUAUUCAUUCUCGCCCUUCACCCCUAAGGCCCAGGGUAGGUUACAAUUAAAACAAGGGCCAUGGUAUGCCACAGUAAAAACUGGGUUAUCUAAAGAAGGAGAAUCAGCAGUAAGCCAGAGUUGGAAGGAAUUGACUGUGCAGGUUAGUUUGUUGUUUGACAACAAUUGACAGAAUAAUGUAUGUGGGCAGCAUUUGUGUUGAGCCAUCAGUUACUCUGAUAAAUCUCUGAAAGCAAGCAGAGAAUUGGGUAGGAUGCAGCAGGCGAUAAAGGAAAGCUGACGAGGCUGGUACAAAAUAAGGAGAUGGAGGGAGGGCUGAUGUAUUCUGGAGAGAUAUAGGGAGCACCGAAUGGAGCUUGGAAGGGAAGCAAAAUGUAAAUAACACCUCUCACCUGAAGCAGAAUGAAAGAACUGAUUUGGAAUGUGAGUUAAUCCCAGAAUAAGGUCUGAAGACACAAGAACUCACCACUUUGCUAUAGCUAAGCAACCCUGGGCCUGGUCUGACUCCUGGAUGGGAAACCACCUGGGAACCACAGGAAUGCUCCCGUGGAUUCUAAGGUCACAGAAAGGUGGGAUAGAAACCUAAGAAAUAAAAUGUAAAACAAAAAAAACCUACAAAGCGUUGAAAGAACGAGAUGGAUCAUUGGCCUGACCCAGCAGGCUCUUUAUACAUUCUUAUGAACCUAGUUAUUUCCUUUUUUCAGGAAAAGUUUGGUGUGGGAAGGGUUCUUCCUUUGAACGUGACUCUUUGUAUGAGGGCAGAAGGGCUAUGGAGCGGUUUCCUUACAUUCUAUUAUGGCUGGUUCACUCCGGCUUUUAGACAAGAAGCCACAGCUUGUUAUCUGUAAACAUCUAGGGAAGGGCUGUGACGAGGAAACAAGGGUAGACCUCCAUAUUUACUUGCACAGGCUUUCUGCACCUACUAUUCAAACCCAUGUAGAGAUUUGUGUUUGCUGCUGAGAUGAUGUUUUGGGAAGAUGUGGCAAUGCCAGCAACCUGUGCCAGGCCAGGAGGGUGUAUGCCUAGCAAACACAUGCUCAUCGGCUUGGUUAUAAAUCAUGGGAGGGAGUUUCCCUUUUAACGCAAAACGGACCACAUGGCAUGUGGGAAAUGUCCUAAAGGAGUAGGGAAAGGGAGCGAGGGUUCAAACCCACCUACCCUUGUGUGCUUACUUUUAGUUUUAGAAGUAACCCCCCUCUUCCAAACCAGUGAGCAACACAUGUUUAAUGAACAGGUCCAUGCCUGGCUUAGCCCAGUCUGCCACCUCCCCCAAGUCCACAGAAUUCCCUGUUCUUUAGGUCUAGGGAAUUAAGGGAAGCCUUAGUGGACAGAUGUGCAGGGUGAUUACUAAAGGAGGGAGCCACAGGUAAUAGAAAAUUCAGCCACGGCUGCGAUUUGGAAAGGAGGUCAGGGGAGGGGAAAGGGAGUCCUUUAGGAGGAGGGGCUUCUGGGCUGCCUGGUAGGGUAGCUUGGAGUUUGUGGCCCUUUGGAGAAUUCCACAAGAGGGGAAGCUGAGCCAUAGAUCAUGCAAAUGGAAAAUGAGGUGGUAAAACUUUUCAUCUGUGCCAUUUCAGAUCACAAGUGGGAAACAUGCUUCUCAAUAGUAGUAGUAGUAAUUAUAAUUAUCUGGGCAGCUUCCAACAAAUUAAAUAUUAGCAUGUUAUUAGCAUAUGAGCUAAUAAUGGCGUGCUCUGGUCCAUGGGGUCAUGAAGAGUAGGACACGACUAAACGAUUAAACAACAACAACAAGCAUAUGAGCAUAGAAAACUAUUCCUUACCCCACCCCCACCCCCAGCUUUCUAUAUGUGAGUCUCAGGCUGUGAAUGAGAGUUGCUUUGCUCUGUAAUUCUUUUUGACAUCCUUGUUGCCUGCCUAGCCUGUGGGCUGCACUGCUGACUCAGACCAUAGUGAAUGUCCCAUCUGAUGCAUCUGGAUCUAUCUUAGGAACAUGGCCUCUAUGCUUGAACCACAUGCAUAGGACAUCACCCAGUUCCAUACUCUCAAUUUUUCCUGCAGACUAGAACUUGCCAAUUCACCCAUAGCUGUUUACUGAAAGAAUGGCUGAAUCCAAUUUUUCACCAUCCAGGUAUUUUGUGUGGGUGGGCAGUUUCUGCCUCUGGAGGUUAGAUGUCUUGGUUAUGGCAUGAAACUAAAAGGAACUGAAUUAUAUAGAGUGGGACAUGAUAGGUAAUCACCCAGAGCCUGUUGGCAGCUAGAUAUCAUCCUUCUCUUUGGGUCUCCUUCUGUCCAGCUGUUCAGCAGAGAGCAGCUGAGAGGGAAGACUUUGAUGAUGUGCAAAGUGUGCAAUUGUGGUUCUUUCCUCUGUAGGAAGAUCAAAGCGGAGGCAGGGAUGUCUCAGGUGGUAGACUUAUGUUCUGUACAAAUAUGCAAAAAGUCAUUCAUGCAUUUCUUUAAUUGCGUGCAUGCAGUUUUGAGGUUGCCAUUGAAAUUUGAAGUUUGAGACUUUGAAUAGUUGUAAGGCAGACUUGCAGCUCAGCUGUUAUUUGCAUUCUUCUGCUGCUAUGAUUGAGUUUAUUUUGCCUUUUGCGCAUUCAGGACAGAAAGGGACAUUGAGAGCUUUUUUUACAAAGUAAAGAAAAAAUAGAAGGUGAAACAAUUUUAAAUACACCCCUUUGCUUGUAGCGUUUGCUCUUUAACUCACAAUGCCUUGCCCCGCUCACUGUGUUAGUGUGAAAACACUUUCAUGUGUGAAAACGCUUUCAUGGCGACAGCUUUUUUGAUUCUAAAGGCAAAAGAAAUGUCCAGAAUAUUUGCUUGUGGGUCCUUGGUUCACCAUAAUUUGAUGGUUGGGGAAGUCAUGGUUGUCUCUGUUGGAUGUCCAGCUCCCUUUACAGGUUCCCUGUGUGUUUGAACGCCUGGUGCAUGUGCUUGUACCACUUGGCUGUCCUUAAUCAAGGCUGGCUUCAUUGUCCCGAGUUUCCUGGAGUAAACAAGCAGCUAGUCCAUGGGAAGGAAGCCAUUGUGCCCACAAGCCUGUAUCAUCUUGGUAUUCUAAAGCUGUCUAAUGCUUCGACGUGGCAGGAAAUUUACAUGCAGAGUUAAAAUGGUCAACAAUGCAAUAAAGCAGUCUGUGGCUCCAGAGUGACUUUUACUAGCACUGUGGGCUUGUCUGGAAAAAUAAUAAUUUUGCCACAUUUCCUCAUACCUUAGUAAUAUCUAGGGCAAUGUUAUAUGUGGGGCUGCCAAUAAAAAGUGUUGAGAAACUUCAGUGCAGUAGUUUCAAAGUGUGGUAGACAUGCAUAUGGACUAAGAUCUGCUGUGCUGAUAAUAUUUGACCAGUGGUUGAAAGACGUUCACUGGCUUCUCCAGUUCUCUACCAGGCUCAGCUCAUGUUGUUUGUUUGUUUUCUACCUAUAAUGCCCCAAGUGACUUGGAAUCAUGGCUUUUGAAGGGCUGUCUAACCUUGCUUUUCCCAAGUGGGUGCUCUCUAACACAUUUGGAGAUAGGGCUGGACAACUCCCAUAUGAACUUGUAUGCUAAACUCUCGGUAACACACACACACACACACACACACACACUCCACUCCCAUUGCAGGGUAGCGAUAGGACCUUUGCUGCAGUGGGGGAUCAUGCACUGCCCAGUUUUUUCUCCUUCAGGGCCAAGUGAAAGCUACCCUAUUACCCUAGUGGGACACCAUUAAGGACAGGUUUUUGGCUUUAACUGGUUAUUAGUGCUGGUUAUGUUUUGCUUUUAGUUGUGUUUGUGGACUCAUUUGCUUAUGACUGUGUUUUAUGGCUUUUAUUAUGUCAACCACUCGGGGGUGCACAAAUGAAGGAAAUGAAGCUAUUUGCUUGUUGCAUUUUAGCCUGUUUUAGUUCAUAUUUUGUCCUCGGUGCUAUUCUAACAGAUGUGUAUAAGCUCCCUUGGAAAGGCAAGGUAUAAAUAAUUGCAAACAUAAGGUGUCCUGGAGCUGGAAGUGAUCACAAUAUUAUUCAGCUCACAAUUCAAAGGAAGGCGAAAACACUGAAGUGCAAAACAAUCACAGGCAGGAGAGGCACCUUCCCACCAAGGGAUGUGGGAGCAGGCAGUUCUUCAGGUACCAGCUUCUAAGCAGAGCAAGGCUUUACAUGUCAGCACCAGUGCACUAAAUGGUCUCAGAAACACACCACAGCUAUUGAAGCUCCAAGCUUCCAGCCCCAGUAAGUAGUCGAAUUUGAGCUCAGUAACUGAAGGAGAGAAAAAAAUCAACUUGGCCCGGCCCUCCCAUCUUGACACUGACGACUUUUGAAUGCAUUGACUCCCCACCCCCACCCCAAUUUAAAUUUUCUUGUCUGUCUUUCCUCUUUAAUGUUUUGCUGUUGUCCAAGAAGGUUGAUGGGUGGGUGAGUAGGAGGUGCUGCAUCAUAUUAACUUUUGUGUUUAAGGCAACAAAAUUCCCCAGGCGGUCCUCUGGAAAGAGGCAGAAGGACCUCUGGGACUGCAUGGUUUUAUCCCCUGAGUUGUUAGUGGGGUGGCAGAAGAGGACAAGGGAAACUGGGGGGUUGCUCUGAUUGCACAUGUGUGGACAUUGCUCGGGGGGGUGUUGCUAGUGAAGUUGCCAAGUGCAAUUCAGAAUGUGAACCACAAGAUCUCAACGUAUCCAGAAAAUGCUGGGAGAUUUUUUUCUGAAAGAGAUACUAAGGAUGUAUUUUGUGUCAAGUGAUUACAGCCAUAGGGUUGGGGGCUGGGGGUAAAAUAAAAUGUCUUGGCCAAGAGGGAGCAACUCUUAAGAGGAAGCAGCACUCCUGGUCAGAACCGGGAAAGGGGGAACAGGAGGAAAUGAUUUCUCCCUGUCAAUGGCUGUGAUCUGCAGCAGAAGCCCCGUUCAGCAAACUAAGGAAACAAGCAAAGGAAGUGAGUCAUCCUCCUCUGUCUAUUGCUGCAGCUGCACAGCGGUGGCUCUGGAGCCAUGAUGACCCCCCUACCCCCAGUAAGAAGGGGUGUGUGAAGUGCACCACUGUUAUGGAGGUAGUGCUGGUGUCUUUCCAUCCUCCAUGGUUGGGAGCAAAUUCCAAAAAGCAACAGAGGGUCAAUCACAACAAUGUCACCUUCUGAUUCCCCAACAGUAAAGAGUGUUGCUCUGGAAGGUCAGGCUCAACAGACUGCAGGACCAGAACCAUAAGCACAAGCAGACUUGCGGAGAAUUAGCUGGCCUCAUCUGAGGUCAAGAAGGAAAUGGUCUUGGGCUCUUGGAAUGUAUGAGAGAGAUGACUAAAGCGCAGUGAUCAUGCUUAGCAUUGAGCAAGGCCACUUGGCAAAUCAUUGCCUAGUAAUCCAAGACUCGUAAAAGGAACUGGGUCACUGGUAGGACACCUGGCCCUCACAGGCACCCUACCUUUAAGAGCACCUUUUUGAUCAAAAGUUUAAAAUUGAUUAAUCUCUGUUUGAUUAAAAACUUUGCAGCUUGUCCCAUUCCCUCCCCCCCCCCCAAGUGGUAGCUGACAGGUCAGGCCAACUCAUGGACUGAAUGAGCAUCAGGUGCCUCACCCAGAGCUGGAUGAAAGAUGUCUUUCCAAACAGUGUGGUGGCUGGCCUGCUUUAAAGGGCUGUUUUAAGGAGUAGGGUUAGAGAAUGCAUGUCCAGUGCUCUGGGGCAGCCUCCAAAGAUCCCUUCCUGAAGGCUGUGUCUUGGAGACUCCCUACAACUUUUGCCACUUCCUGGCCGGCUCAGGCUGGCCAGCAGAAGGUGAACUGUUUUGCAAUGCCUUAUAUUCUGCUUUGAAGAGGGGCAAAUUUCUCUCUUCAGCUCGCACAGUGCUGCAUACUGGUGUGCGUGCAGAUCCCUCAUUAACCUGGAUUCAUCAUGCCGGCUGAGUUGAUCAUGGUCUGUUGCAUCCACUCUUAACUUCCUCCCUCCCAGUACCUUUGAGGGGUGGAUCUGCCAUUCCCAGGUGACACUGGGUUCCUCUGACGUGUGAUUUCUGUGCAUUCGUCUUUCCUGGCACGAUUGCGUGCCUUUGCCUCAUUAAUCUUUCACAGUCAUUCUGCUUCAGUGUUGUGGGAGUACACAGUGUGUUCUUCCUAGGAAGUGCUUAAAAGGCAGGAUUGAGAGGAAGACACAUCCUUCGGGGGGCACUUUUUAUGUAUAUCUCAAGGAAAACAGAAGGUAGUCUAGAUCCUGGAGCCACCUUUGCCAAGCUGGUGCCAUUCAUGUUUUGGGAAGUUCCCAACAGCCCCAGUCAGCACAGGUAUUGUAGUCCAAAGCAUAUGGGGAGCAACAGAUUGGAGAAGGCUCCUCUAGAGCAGCAUUUCCCAACCUUGGGCCUCCAGCUGUUUUUGGACUACAACUCCCAGAAUCCUCAGCUAGCAAGACCAGUGGUCAGGGAUGAUGGGAAUUGUAGUUCGAAAACAGCUGGAGGCCCAAGGUUGGGAAACACUGCUCUAGAGCAGCAAUUCUUCUUCCUCUUUGGUGAUCACUCAUAGCCAAGUAAGAUUGUCUUCCAGGACCACGGUCUUAACAGUGAGUCCGUAAGUGACUGUGGAGGCCAAUUCUGGAUCCACACGUCCUUCCACAGUGGGGACAUAGGUUUCUGGGUGGGAGUUGAUCAUGGUGAGGAUUUGUCAAAGCUGCCUCCCUCUUAGCCCGUUUCUCCCUUUCGUCCUGAGUUCGUGCUUCUUUAAGGUCAGUGACACCUUUAGUAGAGGCUGUUCUCCAACUGGAGCACUCACAGCAAUUACGGCACAUGUGACCAGGAGCAAGUUGAAAUGGAAAUGAGCAGAAAGAGACUGAAAUCACCUCUGGCUGUUAGUUUCUGGUGCUAUCAAGGGCAUUUAGCUGCGGCCCACAGGGUGCCAUCUCAUCUUGUGUAAAGGCCCCUAAAAAUGCAUGUUCAUGGUCAUUUCAAUGAGGCUUGUACUAGAUAACUUCUCAGUUGAUUGGGCUUCCAUGUGAAUUACUGUAUGUGGGCAUUUUUCUCUCCAUCAAGCAGCAGAAUGCCCCAUAAUCCAUGCUUUGUGAGGGAUGCAGUUUGAUGGGCGGUUCCUAUGAAAGACUGUUCCAUCCAUUCAUAUCCUCAUGUUCAAGGCACAGAGAGAGAGGGGGGUGGGUCAGUGUCAGUGUGGUUAUUGCUACCCCCAAUGGACAAAAUCUGAAUUGCUCUGUUCUCCAUCAGGCAGAGCCCUCAAUCUAGACUUGGAGCCAAUUGUUAGCUUUUGAUAGUGAUAGCCUUUAACUCAAAGGAUAUUCUAGAGCUGGGAGGAAAAGGCAGAAAGGAGCAACCAAAAUUAUCAAAGGGGCUGGACUAAUCAACCCCACUUUGCAGAAAGGUUACAACACUACAAUGCAGCUCAGACCUCAUCAUGGUGUAUUUAUGGGUGAAGUUAGGGUGUGUGCCCCAAAUGCAUUCCCCUCCACACACCAUCUUACAUCAAAAUGCAUUUGUUUCCUAAUCUCCCAGUUUGGAAGGAUCCUUCUGAUGCUCUUUAAGUUGCAAACACAGCUUCUAGCUCCACUGUGUAAGAGGAAAAAAUCCUCUCUUUUUAAUGGAAACUCUUGUGAACAUUUUUCUAAUUUGUGUAAGAUAGGCUAUUGCCAAGUGAGUCACUCUAGCAUGAAUGGAAUCCUGGAACAACCUUUGGCAAGGGGAAGAAGUGUUUGUGAGAUGAAUUGGGUGCGGGGAGUGUUACAAGCCCAUUGGAGGGUCCAUUUUCACCUGUGAAAUCCUGGAGGGGAAGAUGUUGCCCCAAAGUAAUGUUUCAUAAGAGCUUCUAUUAUUCUGACUUCUGAGGAGACUGGAUAGAAAGCCAGACCUGGGACAGUGUUCAGGAGAUCCCUGCUCUGCCGCCACCUUCUCUGAGGGAAAAUGGAUGUCCAGAGAGGAGGAACUGAGUCUCAAGUAGAGGCUGAAGAAACUUGCAGGGCUCUUGUGAGAGUAACAUAUGAUGCCUUUCUGUAUGCCCCCUCAGGAGGAAAGUCAGGAGAGAACCCUGACAGCUCUGCUUUGCUAUUUCUGAAACAAGGUGCUCCUUCCUCAGACUCUCAGGCAACUCGGUUUCCCAGCCCAUGUGAUCUCACUCCCUCACCCAGCCCCAAUGUCAGGCUUUCCUUCAGCCUGUGGUGACAUCUCAAUUCCUUGCCCUCUCCAUUUUCUUUCUCUCUGACUGAACAAGAGAGAAGGAAAGAAAAGAAAUUUUGUAUUGAAUUUUUCUGCAGUACCUCUUGACUGUUGUCCAUUAACAUGAGGGCUGGUUUUUCACCUCAGGAGCCACGAGGGACAUCGGCUCCGCACUAACCCGGAUGUGUAUGCGGCACCGCAGUAUUGAGACCAAGCUGAGGCAGUUUACCAAGUAAGUGCCUUUCGUUAGACUCGCGUGCUUGUCAUGUGUGUGGGCCAGCCCCAGGCUCCUUUUCCGAAGACAAAGAAGAGGGAGAGGCUCAGUGGCCUUGAAAACGGGAUUGGAGAGGUGCUGAAAUAGGCAAGACAUGCAGAAGGAGGCUCAGGGUUUUAGAAACUCGAGCCACUUCCAUACUCUAGUCCAGAGAACGAGUUAUUGAGCCAUUUGAAUCACCUUGGCACAUUUAUGGGGAUUUCGUUGCAAACCCUUCUCCACGUCCCUUGGCCCUGCUAACCUGCCUCUCUCUGGGUGCCUUUCCCCCCCCCUCCCACAGCGCCCUGAUGGAGAGCCUGAUUAACCCCCUGCAAGAUCGGAUAGAGGACUGGAAGAAGACGGCUAACCAGCUUGACAAAGAUCACGCGAAAGGUAAAAGGGCAGGAGGCACCUUGGCUGCCUCAUAGCCUGUGAGGCAGUGUCUGAUGCUCAGAGGAAAGCUGUGGCAAGGAUGUGACUGUGGGGCUUAGGGUGGGAGGAGAUGAAAGCCAGGAAUUGAGUCUCAUAGAGAGCAGUGGCCUCCCUUGUCUGCCCACGCCAUGUGGGGGACCUCGGGGUCCACCUGCCAAGCUGUUUGCCUUCUGGUCACUUGGAAUCGUGUCUCCCGAUUCCUGUCUCCUUAGAAUACAAACGAGCCCGCCAUGAGAUAAAGAAGAAGUCCUCUGACACACUCAAGCUUCAGAAGAAAGCCCGCAAAGGUAAGAUCUGCCAGGGUGUUUCUGGCCAAAGGGCAGCUCAGUUUGGCUAGUGAUGUUGGCCUCCAACCCCUGAUUGAAGAGGGGGACUGGAUUUGCUGGGCUGCCCUUGGAUAAACUAAAUUGCUUCUGCCUUAGCAGUGAACGUUUCCCUGCACAGGUAAUGGCAUGGAUGGAGCAAGGACCUUGGUUUAAUUCUUCAGUUAAAUGCAUUGCUGUGUAAGAUCCUGGUUAAACUAGGGUAGAGGCCUCCUUGCGGCAUAAUGUCCUGGGGCCCAGAGGCUCUCCAAAUCCCUUAGUGGGUUGUAUGCUUUGCAGGUGAGAUGGAGCUUUGUGUUAGGCAGUGACAGAAAAGAGAAUUAAGUCUUGAAUUCAGCUUCCUGAAUUUAUGGGGGGGGGCGUGUUAAAGCAAGUUUCUGGCCCCUGUGGCUUGACAGUGUGGGUGGGCAAUGCUGGCUGAGGCCUCAGAAACCAGAGGAGAUGGCCGAGUGAGAGGUCUGCUGAUUAGGCUCACAGCAUUCACCUUUGCUCAGUUCAGGAAUCUUGGAUUUAUUUGUUUUAAGUGCAGAAGAACACACAUGCCUCUCAGCUAUUGAUCCUCUUCAAAGCUGCGAGGCAUUUUAACCCCCGAGGAGAAAGAAGGCCCAGCUGUCUGCAGAGUUGUGGUAGCAGAUUCCAAAGGGAGAAGGGAGCUUGCCUGCCUCUGGUUCGCUUGUGUGUCUGAAUGGGUCUGGGUGAGAGUGGCAGUUUCUGCAGGGGGCGUUGUACAGCCGCUGCUUUAAGUUUCCGCACUUUUGGUUUGCCUUCCCAUCUUGUGAACACGCGAUUGCCAGGGGAGGGUUGCUUUCAGAGCCUUGCUAAGUUCUUAUUGCCCUAAAAUCAGGCCAGUGUGUUGAUCCAGGUUGUUGCUCCUUGAAGUUACCAUGUGUGUAUGCUGGUGCUGACUGCAAACCCGGGGGGGGGGCCCUCAGGGAUAAUUGCCUAUCAAAGUGCCACUCCCUCCCCUUUAUGCACACUAUCAUGGGAAGAGAACUGUGUUGGUGUUCUCAGUGUGGCGUCUCAUACCAUUCUCAGUCCUUCUAGGUAUUGAGAGGGGUCUUCCUGGCUCCUGCAGCGGACCCGCUGAGGCCCAAUCCAGAUGUUGCGUGUGCACGUGGUCACCAAUAACUCCUUGGGAAAUACAAGGUGCAGGGUUCAAAUGUCUCUGUGCCUUCCUUCUGUUUGGCUGCUCCAUGCAAGGUGGAUUGGGGACCUGUGGCAUUUGGCUUGGGUCUGGGGCAUUUGCAUUCUGCCUUGGGGGAUCCCCACCCCACCCCUGGACCUGCCACUGCCCCCCACCUGGGGGAGGUUACCAGAGUCCUGUGGCUCCCACUUUUGCUCCUUGUGCCAGUGGAGAAGACCUGACCAGACGCAGCUGUCCCCUGCUGUCAUUUUAUGGCGGGAGGGCAGUUGUGUACCUGGUGAUGUGGCUGAGUUGGGUGGUGGUUCUGUGGGGUCCUGUUCCGGGUGAGAAGAUGGCUCUAUACAUCAGCCUGUCUUUCACACAUUCUUCUUUCUCUCUUCCUCCCUCUCUCUUUUCUCUUCCCUCCUUUCCACAUCCUUCCUGUAGAGCUACUUGGUAAGUCAAACGUUGCCAUCUCAGCUUCAUCCAGGCAUCCCUCACCCUUCCUCCAUGCUCUUGGCUUCACUACCUGUAAUCCUCUCCUCCCUCCCUCCCUCCACUCUGUUUCGGUUGGGCUUGAAAUGAAAUGAAACCUCCGGAGGCCAUGCUGACGCAAGUGGUGCAUUGAGGGUUGGGAGCAGCUUAAGCUGAUGGGGCCGCCUGAGGCUCAGCCCAGCUUUGCUGGAGGCAGAGAGGAGGUGGUCCUUGCUCUGUGAUGAACACAGGAACCUGAGGUGUAAGGUGCUGACAGACCACAUGGCAAGAACGGAAAUGCUAAGUUCAAAGUUGCUUCAUUAUUCUCAGUGAACCUUGCAACGACCCUGUAAGGCAGGCCAGCAUCACUGCCCCCCAUGUUACAGAUGGCCAGGCUGAGGCUGAAGAAGAGCAGCUUACCUCAGGCCAAAUUGGAGACUUGGGAGAUUGUUCCAAAGCCAUCUUAUUUUGGCCUGCUGGCAAGCAAGACCCCAUGGGAAAUGGGUGUGCGCCUCCCCUACUACGCCAACCCCCAGACUAGCCCAUCCACAAACUAGCUAAGCACCUGAGAUGCCAAAAUCCCUGGGGCUCUUGCCUUGCCUCUGUUUAGAGUAAUCUCUACCCCCACUCCCCAUUUUGCUGGUGGAGUACAACUCCUACCCCCAACCCUUGGCCUUGCUGGCUGAGGCUUAUGAGGCCUUUUAGGUCAAAAUAUGUGGUGUGUGCCGGGUUUAUUUAUCUAUAGUUUCACCAUUUCAGCCUUGGGCCUUCCUUGGCCUUGGAAAGUCCCAAACUUUCAGCCUAAGCUCCCUUACAAGGUUGUUGUGAAGCUGUUUUCUAAAGACAGUGUUCUGUGUGUCUUAAAAGAAGCCUAGCAUACAUGAAAACCCUUAGUUUGAUUUGGAAGAGUUGCAUUCAGGCCCCACCUUCCUGGGGCUGCAAAAAACUGGGUUAUUUUACAGAAUGUAUUGCAGGCAUAGGCAAACUCAGACCUCCAGAUGUUUUGGGACUACAGCUCCCAUCAUCCCUAGCUAACAGGACCAGUAGUCAGGGAUGAUGGGAAUUGCAGUCUUAAAACAUCUGGAGGGCUGAGUUUGCCUCUGCCUGAUGUAUUGGGUUCAGUUGGGUAGCAGAAAGCAAUGUGAAGGAGGAAGAAGGGGUCCUACCCUCUCCACCUGCCUGAGACCCUGCAGAGCCACUCCUCUGGGCAGGGGUCUGCCUCAGUGCAAGGCUGCUUCAUAUGCCCUAUUGCCACUUUGAAAAGGGGGAAAACAAAGGGCACAUACAAAGCACAUACACUUUGAUUUCAUCAGUUGAACACAAAAUGGGAAAACAGCUUGAAUUCUCACAGAUCCAGACUGGCUCAGUCUCUCACUCUGGGGCCAUCUUCUCCAACCUGGUGUUUUGGACCACAACUCCCAUCAGCCUCAGCCUUCUCUGGAGGAAAUCCUCCUUGGUAAUGCUUAUGGCAGGCAUGUCCAAAGUCCAUUUCGGGGGCCUGUGGCCCGCCGGUCGGUUUAAUCCAUCCCCUGUGGCAGUUUAUUUCCUGGGGUAAAAGCCUAAAAAAACCCUCAACAACUUCAAUCCUAAAAAGGUCAACAACAUUGGUUGGCCCUUUGGUCAGUCCCCAUGGCCCUUCACUUCAUCAAAUCUGGCCCUCUUUUUAAAAAGUUUGGACACCACUGGCUUAUGGGAUUUGUAACCCAAAACAACUGGAGAGCACCAGCUUCAGGGAAGGCUGUUCUGGAAGGUGGCUAGGUCUCCUUCAGAGGGAGACCACAUUUUCCACCUGCAGCAGAGUGCCACCAUUUUGUCUGGGCACUUAAGGGCCCCAGGUGCUUUCAGUUAGGGACCAAAGGCCUGGUUAAAAUGAUUGGUGCAGGUUGGAGUAACCAUCCCUUCCCCCUUAGGCCAAAGCAAAGAGGAGGCCUUCUUGUCUUUUGCUGUGAGACACUCACAAGAGCGUCCCUAUGAUCCCUCUUAGUAUCCUCACCCUCGUGAACCACAAAGGCAUAAGCAACAAGACAUAGUCAGUGGGCGCUUUUUAAGUUGGCUUUCAUUUCAGGCCUUAUCAGCAUCACCACAGGGCCUCAUUAUUCCCAUCUGGACACUCCUCUUUCUCUGGCUCUGCUGCACCGCUCCAGAAUGGCUCUGGGGCAAAUGCUGAGAUCCACCCACCUUGGGCCCAGAUCCGCCCCAGAGAGUGACAGCCUUGAGAUUAGGGAUGGGGAAAGAGCCACUUUAAAAAGUGGAAUUGGACAGAGAAUGCACCCUUCAGCAACAGCUCAUCAGAAGGGUGGGUUGGUGCCUUGGCUUCCAUUUUCAAAAGGCCAGUUCUGGCUUUCCCCAAGCAUUAUUAAAUUCAGCAAGCGUUAUAUAGGUCUUGCAGGUUCCCCUCAACUUUAUAGCUCCUUUUCCCUGGGUCUUUUGGCUGCCAAGCCCAAACAUCAGGAUCUCAGCCUUAGCCCUCCAAUAUCCUGGGGCCCACUGCCUAAACAGCUUGGCUGUUUCUUGACUUUUUCUCAGUAAUCAGCCAUUCUUCCAGUCUUCCCUGUUCCUCCCCACACUGGUUUUCCACCCGCCUGGCUGCUCAGUCAUCUUGCUUUACCUUCUUUGCAUGUGGGCUGGUGGUGGUGGUGGUGGUGGUGGGAGGCAACAUAUCUGAGUGACAGCAGGGCUGCGGUUGCACAAGGGUGGUCUUCAUUGCUGUCCAUCAAGCCAAGCAUUUCAUGGUUGGUUCUGCACACAUUGUGAAUUGCUUUCUGGCACCUCUGUUUUGCAUAGCCUGUGAUCAAUGGGUGGUUGUGAGCAUGGACAGCUCCAGGGGAGCCUUGAUCCUAAGGGCUCUCUUGGUGUCUGUGCUUCCAACGAGCUUUUGAAGUCCAUGUGUCUGUGUCUCCCUUUGUGUGUCCUUGAGUAUUUGUAUGAGUAGCAAUACCCACCCACCCCACCCCAGAUUCUCACAGCGCAGCCUUCCAAGCAACUGAGUCACACAAAUUUCAGCACCGCUGUGAAACUAAGGUCUGAACUUGGAAUGAAUUUGAACUUCUGCUUUUGAAUUACAGUGUUGGGAUUGUGAAUGGGUUUGUGUGGGAAGGAGAGAGUGAUGAAUCCAGCACAAACUGGGAUGGAGGAGGGAAAGGCAAGGUGCAUCAUGGGUGCAGGGCAGCCCUCUCUGUGACUAGGAGUGCCAAAGGACCACUGUGCUCUGUAUCUGGCUAGUGAUACACAGAACUACUGCUGGGCCAACUGCUGGGACUCCUCUUGCCAGUGGGCAAUUGAAAAAAGCCUGUGGGGUGAAUUCAAAGAAGCAGAAAAGGAUGGAUCUAGACACACCUGCCCACCUUUGGAGAGUUGAAGAGCCAGAAGCCAACAUGGGCCUCUUGCCCAAUUUUACUGCUACACCCAGAAAAUGAAAAUUCUGCAUAGCAGGAGAAGGCAUCCCACUGCUUUGACCAUGACCCCUUCAGACUUGUGUGGGCCAAUGGGGUUUUCUUCUCCCUGCAACCCUAUAUGAGAAGGACAACCUGCAUCUCAUGUAACAUCUAGUUAUUGCUAGCAGUACGAUGGCUCCUCUCCCAGUCUAGAGAGUCAGGCUAGAAAGUAGAGGCUUGGCAAAGGACUUGUGUGAAUCAUGGAGGUGGAGGGAGUGGUAACAGGAGGAGCAGGAAUGGUGGAGCGAUUGUGCUUUGCAGAGGUCACGAUGGGCCAGAAGGUAGGAAGGUGACUUCACAGAUUGAGAGUGAGGAGGCUGCUGUUACAGAUGCUGUAGAAUGGCAUAGUCAAAGCUGCAAAGGCAGAGUAGGGAGAAGAAGGCAGAGGUAAAGGAGAACUUGGACUAAGAGGUCAAAAAGAGGAAUAUUUCAUAGGAAGUGAAGAGAAGGGGAUGGAGAGCUUGCAUCCUUGGUGGGAGCCAACACAGGCGCUUAAGGAAAGGAGUGAGAUGCUCCUUGGAGUGGAGAUGGGGACAGUUGUGACAUCCUCCACCCACUUUAUUGCCUCAUACUACUUCAUGAAUUGGUAGCAGUUGGGGACUAUGGGGUGAAAUAAGGCUUGGUUCCAUGAUGACAUCUGUGAAGUCAAAUGAAGUCAGUUGAGGGAGUAGGCAGGGAAGGGCAGUACAAAGAGAAGGGAGGGGCAUUAUUGCAAGCAAUAUUGAAAUAGCAUGGUGGGCAUGUUAAGUUAUGCAGAAGAUGAUCCUGAAAAACAAUGAAGGUUUUGGCUUAGCCCUGUUUACAAAUGUAGUUACUAUUGAUAGAUUGAGUUUAAAUUACUUGUAAGCUGCUUAAUAUUUAAAAAUUCCAAAGCGGUAUACAAAAUAUAAGGCAUUCAGUGCACAACAUGCAGACCAGAAAAGACAUAAAUACAGUUUGUUGCUUUCCACAGUGACCAGUGAUAUGACAUAUCUGGCCAAUAUCACUGCUUUCGGAAUGCAGACAUGGACAGAAAUGUCACCAGGGCUGAUGUAGGCUCAGUGGCUCCUGGAGGGCCGGCCACAGAUAUUAACAGUGGCCCUCACACUUUUAUAGACCUUUGCAAUAUAUGCAAUCAUGGUGCUACUUGUCUGAAAUCAUCAAUUUUAUCACAUGUGAACAUCCAUAAAAAUUAAGCAAGCAUGAAACUGAGCUUCCCUCUAUCAUAACAAUAGGGACUGAGAGCUUCAGAGCCAACAUCAUAGUUCAUCAGAAUGACAAAUCCUGGACAACAGUGUCAAAGACCAGUGUUUACUUAUUUAAAAAGUCAUUUAACCUGCUCUUCAGGCAAAAAGGCUCCAAAAAUAGCUUGUAGAUUGAACAAAAAAUAGCCCCUCAUAGCAUUUGGCAAACCAACUUGGGUGUGUUUCUUCACAACCUUCUGAGUAUUUUAAACUUCUCUCGUACAGGUUAGAGGACUCACAAAAUGGUUGCUUUUGGUUCUUGGGAGCUAUUCAGUAAGUCUGGAUACGGUUGCAUUAUGCUAUAAACAAACUGGUUUAAACAGAAUUUAAUUUCGUGUCUGAACAAUAGAAGAUGAGGAAUUGCCGUUUAUUGAGGACAUGACAGGCUCUUUGAUAGAAAUCUGUGACACCAGGUUGGAGUCUGCUCUAUGCCCAGGUAGUGUUUAUUCAGCAGAGACCACCAGUCACUGAAGAUACCGGGAGACAUCACUUGCAGCAGUAAAAACUAGGAAGGUUUGCUUGUUUCUAGACUGGCAUUUUCUCUACCUAGAGGACCUCUCAGUGCUCCAGUUUAGGUUACCCAGUUUCACCAUAGUCAGGAAAUAUACAGAUUUGAGACGCCACAUCUGUUUAGGGGCUACCUCCAGAAGUAGGCCAGAGCUUUGAGGCUGGACCUGGGGGCUGGUGGGUGAAGAGGAGGUGAUGUCUCUGUCUCCCUGUCCUUCUUGCAGGUAAAGGGGACCUGCAGCCUCAACUGGACAAUGCACUCCAAGAUGUCAAUGACAUGUACCUUCUUUUGGAAGAAACGGAGAAACAGGCUGUCCGCAAGGCACUCAUUGAGGAGCGAGGGCGGUUCUGCACCUUCAUCGCUUAUUUGCAACCUGUGGUGGUAGGUGCCCCCCACCCCUACCUUACCCAAUAUUCAGCUGCCCACAUUUGUUUCAUGGGUUGAGUAAACUGAGAAAAAAGUCCCUUACUUAUAGUGUAUUUUAAUUUGCAAACAAAAUUCUGGCAGCCACCACCACCCCUCCCAUAGUGACAGUAUACAUCUUGGGUAUUGGUAGGUACUUAAAAUAUUUGGUGCAUGGGCCCAUUGGAGAAAAAUGUGCCUCAAUUUUGUAUGUGGUGAUUUAUGCAUAUAGAUGCAAAUUUAGGCAACUUGCAGAGAAAAACAAACUCCGGCUCCUCCUAGACUUACUCUGAGCUAUGGGGUGUCAACAGGGUUGCAUUGCACCCAACACUGUCUGUCACACACCUGCACACACCUCUGCUCCCACCUGAAGCAAUGCUUUAAAAGGACUUGCCCCGUUCAUAUGGCUAAUCUACAUCCUGUCUUUAUCUAUCCAUUCCUUUCCAAGGCUUCAGCCCUGUGCAUGGGAGCCAGUCCUAUUGUGGAUUUAGGUGGGCUUGCUAAGUUAAGGUUAAGGAGGCUGUGUGCGCCAACAAUUAAUGAAACUUUGGUCAAGCCCUUCCCUUGAGAUGCUGUUGAUUUAUUUAUUUAUUGCAUUUAUAUCUCAUCUUUUCCUCCCAGGAGCUCAGGGUCGUGUAUGUGGUUCUUGACGACUACAUAUUAGAUCAGCCUUUCUCAACCUGAUGCCUUCUAGUUAUUUUGGACUACAACUCCCAUCAGCCCCAGAGGUGGGCUGUGCUUGUGGUAGUAUCUCCCAGGCUGAACUGCUAAGUUGCCUUUGGCUCUUCAUCCAAAAAUCCAUACUUCUAUCUCCAAGGCUAGGGAACCAUAUGGCUGGGCCCUGCCCAGGUUAACCCACAUAACCUUCAUCAGACAGAACCAGGACUUGCAAAGGGUCCAUUUGUGAUGCAAGGAUACUGCCCACUGCAAUGCAGGAAUAUUGAGUUGUCUUUCUCCCAAACGCGGCAAAUGCCCGAUUCUCUCCUCUUGUCUCUUUUGCAGAAUGGAGAGAUCACCAUGCUGGGAGAGAUCACCCACCUGCAGGGCAUCAUUGACGACCUGGUGGUCCUGACAGCUGACCCCCACAAAUUGCCAUCAGCCAGUGAACAGGUGGGAGAACCAAAAGGAUGGAGUGCUGGAGAGGUUUUAGAAAAGGAUGUGUAGCUAUGUGGGGGUUAUUUGAAUUUAUAUACCAAAUCUGUAUGUGAUUCUUCAAGUCAAAUUCUCAGAGUGGCUUCCAGUACAAAAGAUAAAACAUUAACAAUUUAAAAGCGACAAUAAUGAGAACAGAGUAGCAGCUUCCCUAAAUCAGAACAAAUCCUAGAAGGCCCUUGAUUAAAUUCUCAGUUAAUUUAUUGCAUCAAGCAGUUUGGGAAAUAUGGAACUAGUCCAGCCCAAGCUCCAGCUUUCAGAAUUUAAUUGUGACAGGUGCCCAGAUAGCCCAGCAUCAAACUUCUAGCAGUGGCAGAGUCUCUAACUGAAACCGGGGAGGAGGUAAUCCGAAAGGAAGGAAUUGGAAAAUACUUGCUAGGUUCAAAAUACCUUUAUAUAACGGAAACUCAUUAUUCCUUCACACCCACAGUGAUGGAUACAGGAGCUUAGCCAAACCCAGUAAUGACUUAUGGGCCUUAUGUGCAAACAUAUGUCUUUUGAGAAUUAAACAAAGAAAAGAAGUGCAGGCUUAUAAGGUGGAAUUGAAGUGGUUAGAUGGACCAGUGGUCUCGAGGCAGCUAAAGGUGGUCUUAAUGGGGCAUUGUCAGAAUGUGUGCCUGCCUGUGUGGGAUUGUUGAGUGGCCACUGGUGACAUGUCCUCCUUUACUGAGAAAGCAGAGUAACCCCCUGGACUCUGCUCUAAUUGGGAUGACAAAUGAGACACAAUUGGAAGAACGUUUUGCACCCUGAGAAGUGUCAUGAAGCUACCUUUUAAUGCCAAAUAUUUUGCAGGUGAUCAAAGAUUUGAAGGGCUCUGAUUAUAGCUGGUCUUACCAGACCCCGCCGUCCUCUCCCAGCAGCUCUGGGUCCCGCAAAUCCAGCAUGUGCAGGUAGGUGUGUUUGGCGCAGCUGGAGGAAUCUCCCAGCUCAAGGGCAUGACUGCCAAGAGGAGCAUAGCAUGACCUGCCUUUCUCUAAGUGGGCCUGUCGCCACUUGUAGGAUCCCACGGAGGUAGCAAGUGAGGUGCUAUAAUUCUUGAGUGACUCUUUUCUUUUUUUAAUAGUUCUUUUUGUGGUAUUUUGUUAAAAAAAUCCCAAGUUCAAAUAACUAAUGCAAACCUCUCUCCCCAUCCCUGUGGGAAGAGAAACUAGCAAUUCAACGCUCUGUUGAUCAACAGUCCCCUAGCUUGGAUCAACAGGAAGCAAUGGAGUCAGUCACCUGAACUUGCAAAGGAGACAUGUUUAAAGGCACAGGAGCCCAGAGGUGCUUUAAGCACAUGUUGCCUGCUCAUGCUGCGACUGUGUCUCGGGCUCCCUCAGGAAACUCUGGCAUGCCAUGUGGACUAAGAAGUGGGGGAACAUGGCACUUCCAGAGCAGUGGGCCUAGUGCAGAAACACCCUGGGAUUGUGUGUGUAUAUUUGUGUGUGUGUGUGUGUGUGUGUGUGUGAUCAUUGUCAGGCCCUCAGCACCACUGCUGUCUCUUAGCUGGGAGAGAAGAAUGUGUCACUUUCCCCCAUAUGCUCCUUUCCUGUCUGUAAUGCCACUUAAUUCCUCAGUUUGUGUGAGUUGGACUGGGUUUUUGUUUUUUUAAUAAAUGAAAACAAAACUCUCUCUUCCUUCCUUUGCACCCCCUGCUAUUCUCACUCCUACCCCAUCAAUGCGCUUUGAUGAUGCGCUUUGUCUCUCCUGCGCGCCUCGUCCUGCCCCCCUCCUGCCCACCAUGCCGUCUCAUCCUGCUACCCUUUAGCGGCGCUAGCAGUGCUCAGGGUGGCCCCCCGUGGCUCACGGGUUCUCAAACAUACUCACCAACUUCCAUAUGUCGCUACCGCAGCCUGGCACAGCCCGUCAAUGCCAACACCCGCCUGUCCAGCGUCUCAUCGCAUGACUCUGGCUUCAUCUCCCAGGACGCCAUGUUCUCCAAGCCACCUUCGCCAAUGCCCUCGGACCUCACCAGUCAGGUAAGCUCAGUGGGGCAGCCACCAAAGGCCACAGAAUGUAAAGGGGAAGCCCUGGGCAAACAUGGCAACUAUCAACACUCUUCUUGCUGUUACUCUGCUGCAGGCAAGCCCAAUCUGGUUGUGCAUGCACAGCCUCUUAGGGGAAGUCAAGGGUGCUGGUGGCCAUAGGACAGGUGACAGACCCCUUGAAUGAGCUGCCAUCCCCCACCCCUCCAGUUUAAUCAGAUUCCUCUGCCCUCAGUCCUUCCUUUUUAUAAACCAGGCUGGCUGACUAUUUAGGUGGGGUAAGUUCCCAGCACUACAUGGGCUGUGCAACGGAUGGGUGUGCCAGUCCCCAUUUUAGCUGGCUCCAGGUGAGGUGUUGGCAGCCACGUCUCUUUUUUGCCUGGGAAGGGAGUAGGCCCAGAAAUCUGUGAGGAAAAGAAGCCUGCUUCUCUCCUUGGCCACCCGGUGGUUGUUGAGCCCUAGGAACUGACAGCCUCAGCUCUCCAGGGGUGAUGAAGAACUCCUACAUAGGUGUCAAGGCUUCAGAUUUGGGGGACCUGCAGCUCGGCGCUUCCCUUGAAGGGCAAAAAAAUCUCUCUCAUCCCUCCAGCUGAAUAGCCAGGUGCACAUAAUGGCUUCUCUGUGACUGGGGAAGGGACUUAGUGCUGCAGGGAAUGUAACAAGCAACCCACCCACUCAAGUAGCUUUUGCCAGCCUGCUGCCUAUUAAGAUGCCUGGCCCAGUGUGGCCAUUCCAGUGCGAAUUAAGAGCCCAGAACAUCUGGAGGGCUCCAGGCCUGUGAAGGCGGCACUAAAGCAUGGAUUUCUGAAUCCCACAGCCGUGGAGGGUUACAGCCACUCAAAGGUUCUCACGUCCCCAUUUCUUUUAAGUGUAAAGAGCCAGCAGCUCUUUCUCUGGGGCUUCUGCAACAGAUGGUCCAGAGGGAUUUUAUCCAAGACUUGCAGAGCAAAGGUUUAUCAAGCUACCCUGAGCCGAGGGCGGCUCCAAGAAAAGCAAGUUAAGAUAUUUAUGAAUAAUGUUGUGUUUUUGUAAAGUGUCUCAUGGAGGUGCAAGCAGAAUGGCUGGCCUGCGGGCAGGAAGAGGGCAGCUGCCGAGUGUGCACCUGUGAGGAAGGUGCAGGAAGUUUGGGACGUCCCUCUGGCCUCCUGUGUGCCUUGUUUCCACACCCUGGGCGAGAGGAGGCUUUCCCCUCCUGCCUCUCUGCUUCCUGCAGCUGGCCCUUUCCUCUUGCCCUUGCAGAGGAAGGCGGCCUUCCUUCCUCCCAGCUCCUUCCUCAUCGCUUCCCCUGCUGAAGAGUUAUUGCAGAGGGCCUGGAAGUGCCUGUGCAAAAUCCAUGUGAGGCCCCUCAUGGGCUUCCCGUGAGCGUGUGUGGCUCCUCCGGUGCUUGCACUGCCUGCUGUGAUCUAACACCUGGCUCUUGAGUGUCAAGGCUGGCUGCCCUGCGCUUGCAUCUGCCUCCUCCGGUCUCUCUCUGUCUCUCUCUCUCUCUCUCUCUCUCUCUCUCUCUCUCUCUGCCUGCUGCUUUCCCUCCACCAGCUGCUUAACCAGGUCUCUUCUCUCCCUUCUCUCCCAUAUGUCUGUUUUGCUCCUGCUGACCUUUGGACUUUGGGCAUGGCAGAAGUCCUCCAGCUCCGCAUCGUCCGAGGCCUCAGAAACCUGCCAGUCUGUUAGCGAAUGCAACUCCCCGACCUCGGUCAGUUCUAGCUCUGCCCCCGGGGCAUGGUCAGGCGGCCGGAAGGUGACGCGCAAAUCGGCAACAUCCUUCCCACCCACCCACCAACCCACCCAUCACACACCCAGGAUCCAGGGAUACGCACCCCACCCAGUGGCUGAUGCACUGCAGGGCUUUAGCAUGUCACAAACCUUUGGGGAAAUGGACACCUCCUCCUGCUCCUCUGGUUGCCGUCUCCCUCUCCUCUUCUUCCUCCACCAUUUCUGUUCCCGGUCCCACCUUGUUGGCUGGCUUUUGGCUCUUGGCUUUUUGAUGGUUGUUGUUUUUUUGGUCCUGGCUUGAUGAUUCCGGUGUGAUUCUGGCUUCCUCUGCAGCUCUGCCCAGCCGGUUGCCACGGGCCGCCCCCUUCCCACCCCCUGCAGGUUGGCUGGGUGUGCAGCGGUCAUGCGUGUGCUCUGGGUUCUCUUCACCGUGGUUUCUUACUGUGUUUCAGUGGAAACCCCUGAAUGUAGCUCAUGUGGCCAGGACUGAAGGAAGCUCCAGAAGAAGCCUUAGCCUGGUGUGUAUAUUGUGGUGUGUCCGUUUCCGAGAUCUUGACCAGGGGAGUCAGCUGCUCCAGAGCUGGAACAGGAGCCUUCUGUGGCUCUGUUGGCUCUGGAAACAUGUAGCUCCAAGCCUAAUCUUCCAGCAGCAGCCUAGGGAUACCCCUCUGGAAAGCAAUGGAGGUGAUGCUGCAGAGGUCACUCAAGAGCAAGAGCCUCUGCUCUGCACAAGUUCCGUUCUGUUUGGGGGUUUUUCUGCAUCUUUUAAUAUGCUCAAUGGUUGAACCCAGCCAGGCUCCCACCCCAGCAUUUUUAGGUGCAGGUAGCAAAGGCUCCCAUGUGGCCCCAGAUCAAACCCAUCAGGCUGUCUGAAGCAGUCGUUCUUUCCUCUUGCACACUGGCAUUGUGAGCACAUCAAAAUGCUCUGGAAACAGGAAGUGCUGCUUCCUUCUUCCUGAACACAGGAAGCCUGCAUCAGGACAGCUUUGGGAUGGCAGAAUAUGAACUAUUUCCCCUCAGCUGACCCACCUGCCCCCCCCCCAAGUCUCUGCAAUGUCCCUGUGCUGCCAUCUCUCUGAGUUGGGGCAGGAACUGCUUCCCAUAAACAAACACCAUGUAGGGUUUGGUGUGAGUGGAGUGAAGUGGUGUGGGGGGGCUGAGAACAGCUCCUGCCUGGAAGUCCUUCCAUUCUCAGAUCAGCCAUGAGCUCACUGAGUGCUUUUAGACAGCAGUCUGCCUUCCAGGACCACUGUAUGGAUCGUGCAGAACUGAAUGUGCUGUGUUUUGAACACUCAGUAUUUAUAUAGCACUUUCUGUAAGAGGGAAGAUGCAUUCACCUGACUUUUUCCAGAAAAUGUGUUUGAGGAGAGUGAGAGAAUUGGGAUUCCAGUGGGAUGGGGGACACAUAUUGUUGGAGGUAUCAUGACUGUCAGCUGCUUCAAGCUCUUGGGGAAGCAACCCACACUUUUAAAAGGAAGCAGGCACCCUCCUGGCCUGGUGCCUCCACCUUUCCUGUCUUUGUUGAAACACUUUUUAAGCCAAGAGGGGAUUUCUCCGUCACCAGCCCAACAGAGCAAAAUGGUGGCAGAGCCAUUUUGUGAUUGCCACAACCCCUGCUCUUUGCCCUGGGGUGGCCCUUUUGCCAAUUCCUCUCUCCCCACCCCCUUGCCCAAUCCCUCUCCAUCCAGUCUCAUCUCCCAUUUCUGCCCUAUUCCAUACCCACCUGACUUUGCACUGCUGUGCCUGAUGUUGGGGCCCCAGCUGUGCCGUCCUACCCAUCUCCUCUUGGAUUUUGCAGGAUUGGUCCAAGGCUAGCCUCUAUGAACAGCCGGUGGCAAGCACACUGCAGCGAAGGAAGGACCGCGUAGAGCAUCUCCGUGAAGCUGAGCUGGGCUCCACCAGCCUGGUAUACCCAGGAAUCAGCUUGGAGGAAGGCUCCAGGCCCCGCAUGUCCCCGGCCUCCAUUGCUGCCAAGGUAUAGCCAGCUUCAGUGUCAAAAUGGGAGACCGGGGGGACAGGAACUUGGAAUAGGUUUGGUACCCAGGUGAUGGAGCACUUACUUGUCCCAAACCUUAGCUAGCAGAGAGGCAACUCCCUGGAGGAGAAGACCCGGGCCUCUUCUGCAUGUCUUGUUCCAGAAGGAGAUUUACCCAAAUAGCAAAUGGCAUCCUUGAGCUGAGUGCAGAAGGGAAUUUCAGGGCAGCAGAGGAAGUUCUCUCGGGGAAGUGUUUUGCAGUUGAUGGGUUUUGCUCAUAUGAAUUGUGAAAAAUUGCCACCCCCAGCAUGCCAUCGCAUGCCAGCAGCUUCCUGUGUAGCCCUUUGCCCUGAUGGGGCUGUGGAGCCCUGGAGGAAUUGAAUGAUGCAUGUCUGUUGCUUAUACUUCAUAUGUUUGGUGAGGGACCUGCUUGAGUGACCCUGGCAGACGUGAUGCCUACUCUCACCAGCUGCUGUAUGUGAGUCACUGGGGAAUAGCCAUGGGAGGGAGAGAGGGAGGGCUGGCCACUGCCUUUAGGCACCACUUUCCUCCUCUUACUUCCACCUUGCCUCUGCCCCACAAAGCCCCCUCACUUCAGCCCCCCCCCCAGUGCACACAAAAGAAAUGGGAAUUCUUUGCACACCCUGUCUUGAGCAGAGCUGCAAUGAUGAGGGGCUCAUGGGGUGCAUGUGGAAUUGGGGCACGCAUGUUAGCCUGGGAGAGAUCCAGGCUAACCACCCUCAUGGCACCAGCUGCUUGCCCACUAGGGGUGUUGUGUUCACGGCCAACAUAGUUUUGGGGAAUGAGAUAACUUGAUCAUUCUCCUAUCUCCCCAUCUCCACUUGCUUUCCAUUAAUGUUUUCUGACCUUUGGGUGUAGGUGGCCUGGCCCAGGCACACACAUGGUAUCAUCUCCUACAGCUCAGGGUGCCAUUUGCUUUGAGACCAGCUCAUCACACCUCUCACUCCCCACCCCACCCCAUUUUGUUUCUCCAUCAGCAUGGGGAGGAAGUGUCCCCAGCCGCAAGUGACCUGGCCAUGGUGCUGACCCGAGGCCUGAGUCUUGAGCACCAGAAGAGUAGCCGGGACUCCCUGCAGUACUCCAGUGGCUACAGCACACAAACCACCACUCCUUCCUGCUCUGAGGACACCAUCCCCUCGCAAGGUAUCUCUGCCAAUGGGCUUCUUGGCACCCUGGGAAGGGGUGGGGUGGCGUUUUACUUAAUGUGGUUGCCCAGUUUAACGAUAAAUAUUUUUAGGGUGGCAUACAUGGUUAUUAUAUUUAUCUAUAUCUUGCCUUCCUCCCCACCCAUGGGAUUCAAGGCAGCUUACAACUAAAAUACAGUGGUGCCUCGCAAGACGAAAUUAAUCCGUUCCGCGAGUGUCUUCGUCUAGCGGUUUUUUCGUCUUGCGAAGCAACCCUAUUAGCGGCUUAGCGGAUUAGCGCCAUUAGCGGUUUAGCGGCUAUUAAAGGCUUAUCGGCUUAUCGGAUUAGCUGCUAAAAGGCUAUUAGCAGCUUAGCGGCUUAGAAAAAAGGGGGGGGGAGUGAAAAAAAAUCUCAAGACUCGCAAGACUUUUUCGUCUAGCGAAGCAAGCCCGUAGGGAAAUUCGUCCUGCGAAGCAACUCAAAAACGGAAAGCCCUUUCGUCUAGCGGGUUUUCCGUCUUGCGAGGCAUUCGUCUUGCGGGGCACCACUGUAGGCACAAGUUAUAUAUAUUAACGGAAUCAAAAUAUAUACGUAUGAAAGAUCUCAUAUAGUGGAGAGUGUUGUGCAUGGGGUGCAGCAAUGGCUGCUUGGCUGUGCUGCACCUGCCAGCUGAGAAUGCUGACACCUACUCUGUCCAUCUGUCGCCUCCACAGGCUCAGAUUACGACUGCUAUUCCGUGAAUGGUGACAUGGAAGGGGAGAGCCAGAGCGAAUUCGACAAAUCCUCGACUAUCCCUCGCAACAGCAACAUUGCCCAGAAUUACCGGCGCAUGAUCCAGACCAAGCGGCCUGCUUCUACUGCUGGCCUGCCCACCGGCACUGCCCUGCCCACCGGUGCCACGCCAGGGGUGGCCACCAUCCGCCGCACACCUUCCACCAAGCCCACGGUACGCCGAACCCUCUCCAACGCCGGCCCCAUUCCCAUCAGACCCCCCAUCGUCCCUGUCAAGACGCCAACAGUGCCUGACUCCCCUGGGUACACCGGCCCCACCCGGGUGGGCAGCGAGGAAUGUGUGUUCUACACUGACGAUGCCUCACCAAGCGCCAUGGACUUCGCCAAAGCCUCACCCAAGAGGCUGAGCCUGCCAAACACCGCCUGGGGCAGCAACGUGAUGGAGAUCUCUGUGUACGCCGGGAAGCACCUCUCCACUGAGGAGGAGGAGCAGCAGCUGGCAGCCAACCGACACAGCCUGGUGGAGAAGAUUGGGGAGCUGGUGGCCAGUGCCCAUGCCCUUGGCGAGGGCCAGUUUCCCUUCCCCAUGGGGGUCUCUGCCCUCGGUCCCGGGGAAGAGACACCCACUCCUCCCCCGGCAGCCUCCAGCGACCCUCCGGCGGAAGACAUGCUGGUGGCCAUCCGGCGUGGGGUGCGCCUUCGCAGGACCAUCACCAAUGACAGGUCGGCGCCCCGGUUUUUGUGAUGGACUCUUCCCCAGCGCCUGCUCAGUGCCCACCCUGUGGCUGGAGAGCAACCAGAGUCAGGACUAAACCAGGGGAAAUGGAAGAGAAGUAAACGAACCACAAAAGGCAAAGCCACUUUAUGGAGAUCGUGUCAGAGUCUAGAUAUAAAGGAGACUAAUCUAUAUGCCUUUGCUAACAAACCUGCACAGGCACAGCCUGGCACUGAACUGGUUUUGGAGCCUCUUUUAUACACAUUGUUUUUUCAUCUGCUGCCCUGCCCAGGUUUCCUUUCCCCUCCUGCACCUUCCUUCAUCCUGGCCUGCAGAGAGACCGGUUGCUGCUGCCGCCACAAGGAGGGAGGCCAUUCCCUUGCUCCAUGAUUGUCAGGGAGGAGUGAAAACCUGAACUGGAUCUAGCAACUACAGUGUUCUUAGUAUAAACUACACACACACCCCGACACACUUGCACAUGGCAAAGAAAUGGAGGCUGCCAUUCCUAGAGAGCACCCACCUCCUCCGGACAAAAAAAUGCACUGUUAGUCCUGUGCUGAAUCCUUCCUUCACAGCUCUCUGUCUGUCUGUCUGUUUGUCUGUCUUUCCAGUUAUUUUCUGUUUGCCAUCUGUUUGUAUCAGCUACUUCAAGAAAGACUUUACAAGCAGCAGUUAACACCCCCGUGAACAAUCCCGGAAGCCUCUCGUGUUCCCUGGUGGAUCCCAAAUGCGCAGCUGGAGGAGAGGGUGCAAGGGGCAGGGAGUGGACAACCUGCAGGCAUGUGACCAGGCAGGAGGGCCCAAUCCCCCCCAACAAGAGGCUGAGUCACAGCCACAGACUUAUCGGUCUCUCUUUCCUCCAUGGCUCUACUGGGAGAGGAAUGGGCAGGUUGGUUAUAUUCAGGAAGAGGAUUGUGCUCUCGUCCCAAGUGGGGUAGGAGCUCUGUAAUCUGAGAGGCCGGGGGUUGGGCUGCUGUUGACCUGCCCUCAGUGCCACUUCAGGACCGGGCUUGAACCUUUUGGUAAGAGCAGUGGCCAUGGUUCUCCCUUGAAGGUGGGUGGGAGGGAACAGAAUUGGCAGUGAUGGAAAGGUGAAGGUGGACAGCUGUUGCUCUGGAAUAGCUGUAGCUAAAGUGGAUAUAGGGGCAAAAGAAGCCUUUUGUGGAUGUUAGUGGAGGACUUUGGUAACUGAGGGCCUUAGAGGGUUUUGGAACCAGGGUGUGUGCAAAGACCGAGGGUGUCUGCUCUUGAAUUCUGCUACGACCAUCUGGCAAGGCCAAAGGUUGUCAAACUGAUGCUCACAGGUUCUGGUGUCACUGGAAAGGCUGUAGCAGAGGGGUAGAGCACCUGCUUGGCAUGCAGAAGGUUCCAGGUUCAACUGUUGGCAUCUCCAGAUAAGAGUAGGAAAGAUCUUUGUUGUGGGAGGCUGCAGCCAAGCAGUGUUAGGCAAGGCUGAGUUAGGUGGAGUACUGGGUCUGGGGCAGUGUCCUCUGCCUUUUCCAAUGUGAGCCUGUUUUGGCCAGGUAUGGGUAUGGUUAUGACUAAACCUGUGAGUGUGUGGCAGGGUGCCUCUUCCAACAGCAUCAAAAGGGGCCCCAUUUUGUCAAUAUUGGGUGGAUACUUUGAAAGGGGUAAAAAGAUAUCUGCAGAGAGGGAAAUAGCUGAACCAACCCUCGAUUGGUUUGUUUACCUUUGGCGAUGUUGCUGCUGCACAUCCCAUUCAUGGUACGAUUCCCCGAUUCACCCUGACCUGCUCUUGAAAUUAGAGUCCACUGCUGUAAUUUAAUAAUAAAAAAGUGCCCCAGCAGAAAGUGAGGAAAGAAUUGCCACAAGCAGGCUUUAAAAAUGGGGGCAGAGGGGAUUUACAGAAACAGGCCAGCUCCCUUGUUCUGGUUUUGGCCUCCAGAUUUAUAACCAGAUGAAUAUUCAGCACAGCUUCUUCCUCUGUGCUUGGAGCUGAAGGAGCAUGAGUUGGAUUGCAGCUCCCAGCCAGAACCUCCAGCUUGGGCCAUGCAGCUGCUGUAAGAAUAUCCACAUUUCUCACUGUUUUAGGCCAGGGAUGGAGAACUUUUCACCUUCCAAUGUUAUUAAGACUCCCAUCAAUGCUGACCAUGGGCUAGGCCGGUUUCUGGGCCUGAUGGGAGUUCAGCAGGGCUGAAGCUUAGGGCACGCAAGCCAGGUAGUCAGAAGGAAUACAAAUUGUGCCCAUCACCUUUUUAAGCUGUUUUGCUUGCUUCCACCUGCCCCCCAAAUUUGGAACUUACCUGCCUAUUCUGCCCCACAGAAACAACUUGUUAAGGGUUUGGAUAAAUUCAUUGAGUUUAUUUAUAUUAGUUAUGUAAUGCAACUGUUUUAACAACUGCUUAUACCCAGAUCUGGAGAGUGCAAGAGACUUGAAUCUACCUUGUGCUCACCCUGAUAUUGUCGCAGAAAGUCUAGAAAUCGGCUGUGUUGGCAAAUGGGAAGUGAUGUUGGGAAAGGGGACAGUCUUGAAAGAAAGAGAAAGUGAUGGGGAAAGUCAGUGGCUGGGAAUUAAGGUGGUCUAAGAUGAGGGAGAAAGAGGGAGAGGCCUUUCCUUGUGCUUGACUAGGAAAGAAUCGGAGAAUUGUAGAGUUGGAAGGAACCAUGAGGGUCAUCUAGUCCAACCCUUUGCAAUGCAGAAAUCUUGUCCAACAUGGGGCCUGGUCCUGGGUUAAGAGUCUCAUGCUUUACAGAUCAAGCUUCCUCAACAAAUGAGGGUCCAUUAAACGGCCCCUGCUGCAUAACCUCCACCUUUUGUGUUUGUUGGGCUCAAGAAUGAGCAUGUCUUGCUUUUCUGUCCUGGGACUGUCGAGUAUCCAAGGAUCACUGAACAGCACAGAUGUAGCACAUAUGGGGUUGCUAAAGUGGGGGAGGCAGAGCCCAUGCUAGACAUUAGGGGGCUUCCUUUGUCUUUGGAUUGGCCAGGCAUUCGAGUACAGCACUUACCCAUGCAAAGAAAAAAAUGAAAGAUGGGCUUGUGACAAUUAUUCCAAGAGAGAUGCCACCACAUUUCUCAUAGCAGCAGCAUGGUGGUCAACAACCCUUUCUAAAGUAGAGAGAGAGCACAGCUGUGGACAGCGUUGAGUGUUGUGUGGUGAGGCACGAGCAAAGCACAGUGGUGGUGAAUACACGAGGUGGCCAAAGCAGCCAACUCAAGGCCCCUUGCAAGGGCUGGGGAGCCUAGAAGCCUCUGAGAAAGCACAACUGCGCCUGCUCCCUCUUGCUGGAUCCCCCCUUUCUCCCCAUCCUUAGCCCCUGCAAGGCACAGCAGGGCCUGGUGUUGUCGUUGUUGUACAUAGAGCCACAGCAGUCCCCUCCACCCUCCCCACAGCCCAGACGUCUUAUGUGCGCUUGCGUGGGUGUCACGUUGUAGCCUCCUUAACUCUUAUACUGUCGUAGUAAUAACAGUUUAGUUUCUAACCAACCAACCUUCCUGUGGGUGCCCCCCCUCCUCCCUGUCAUGGCCAGAAAUGACAACAGUGACAAUGCGUGAGAAAUGUUUGCAUUUUGCUUUUUAUUUUUAUUUUGUACAGAGGAAAAAAAACCCUUUAAAAUGUCUCUCUCAACUGAUGUUAACUAUUCUGGUGCUGUUAACUUGUUCUUUUUUUCUAAUUUAUUUACCCUACCCCCCCCCCUUUUGCUAGCAGCCCUGGCCUUACCCACCCGCCCUCUUUCAUUCUUAAAGUUAAUUAUCCUUCCCUUCUCCCUUCAUUUAAAAUAGUCACUGCUACAAGUAACGAAUGCACUGUGAAGAUUCCAGUAUUAAUAAAAGUUGUACUGUAAUUAACGCAAAUUGGUUCCUCCCACCCCAUCCCACCCAUUCUUACUCUCCUACGCGUAAGAGGAACAAAGCAGUUGUUUCUUCAGGCCAGGCACACAACAUCCACAGGUGGUUUUCCUACCUGUAACCCUCCUGGAAUCACAACACAAAUGCUAACACACAUUUGUCCCAGCCAUUCCAAUUCUGAAUUUAUGGUUACAGAAAUGGAAAGGUAAGUGUAUUUUUUAAAAACAAAGCACCAGCUUCUAUAGUUCUAGCCUAGUAGGGGUUCUUAGAGAGAUGUCUUAAGGUGUAUUUCAGACGAGCAUAAGAGCCUGCUGGAUUGUAGGACCCAUCCCGCUCUGGCAGAGAUAAACCAGAUGCCUGUAGGAAACUCAAAGGGCAAAGCACAAUAGAAACUCCUUGUGUGAUUCCCAGCAACUGGCAUUCAGAAGCACACUGCCUCCAACAGUGGAGGUAGCAAUCAAUAGCUGCCUCUCUCUGUAUCUUCUCAAAUGGAAAGCAAUAAGCAUGUGUUGUUGUUUUUUAGCCUUCUGGGGCCUUUCUUUUUCUAAUGCUGUUGCUCUAAAGCCGCAGCCCCUGGACUAGGAGAAAGGAGCUGGGCGUUGCUGAUUUCAGUUCCAGCCAGUGCAUCAAUCCCCAACCCUCUCUCUUCUCACAGCCAUUUGCAUAAUUCCAGCACCUUGUAGCAAGAAACCAGCAUUUCCAUGCCCAUAGAAUCUAAAGAGCUGCUUAGUAUCCAAGUGUGCCUGCUUGUGUAUGUGGAGAAGUAACAGGGGUGAAGUCUGAGGGGUAUUAUUUCUGUAGCUUCCACUAUAGCAGCAUAGGAGAUAGUUCUUCCCCACAGCAAGCUUUACCACAGUCUUUGUCACUGACAGUUGCCCUUCACAUCAAUCCCCACCCCUAAUCACUGAACCAUUUCAAGGCUGGGCUGUGUUAGGCCUCUCCACCAGCCCCAACCUUAGUGAGGCAGCUGGGCAGCAGCAGUCCUCAAAGGCUACACACUGCUCCACUCUGGCCUUGUCUAAGAGGGCAAGAGACUUCCCAACCAGACACAGAUUGCUCCCUUUUCCGCAAUCCCUCACUGGCUACUGGCUCCCUUCUGAUGGGCUCUCCUUUUCUUGGAGUCAGAAAAGGUCCAGUGUGGCAGUUUGACACAGCAUGUCAGCGCCUACCCAAAGCCGAAAUAUAGAGAUUUUCAGCUGACAAGACAAUUUGCUUAGUUCUACUUCUGAAAUGGAUGAUAUCCAAUCCAGAACUCCCACAUCCAUACAUGGAAGGAGAAAUAGCACUUUAAAGUAAUUGUUCAGCGAAGACAUUUGAAACAAAAGCAACCUGAAGCACCAGGAAAGUCUUGAAAGAGGCCCAGAAAGCCUGACCCAAUUCUAGAUCUGAAAUCACCUGGCUUUGGGCUUAAAUAAAAUACUGUUCUCUGUAGCCUGAUCCGGCAAGUGCCCAUUCCACCAAGGGGCUGUACUGCCAGUUCCACUGUAUUUCUAGCUGGACCUCAACUAAAGGUGAGCUCACGACUAUUAAAACCAGACACUGGUCUCUCAGCAGCCAGCACAUUUUGAACUAAACAUCUGGUCCCCAUAAUAUCUGAAGGGCAUUUGUAUCUCUUCAAGCAAGUAUCUGUGUUUAGGAGCUGCAGCCAGUCACAAGUUCCAUAGACACCUGCACUGUCCUCCAGAGGUCAGGAACCUGUGCCCUCCAAAUAUUUGCUACAGCUCCCAUUAUCCCUGACUAUUGGGCCAGGCUGACUCGGAUGAAUCAAACCCCUGUAUUACAUUUAAAACAAGUAGUCAGCCCACCACAGAAACAAAGAGAUCUGUCAUUCACAUGUAAUGCAGCCCUAAGAAUGGCUCGGAGGGAGCAAGUGCAAAAGGUUUGCUUUUGAGGAAAGUAAACAUAACAGCAAUGUUAUCUUCUCUGAAGGGGUAGGCUAGGGUAGGUUGGGAGACAAUUCCAGAACUUAAGUAUAAACCUCCUUAGGACAGCUGAGAGGGCUCAACAAGUCUUCCACAGCAGAGUAAAUGGAGAGUAAGAUCUCUAGAGAAAUACAGAGCCUAAUACUGGACACUGCAAGUGCAGGGAAACGUGGCUUUCCUCUGCAGCCCAAAGGGUAAGAAGUGCAUCAUUUUAAAAUGAAUGACAAGAUUGAUCCUCCCAUGAAUUUAAUGUGCCAUUGGCAGAGCUCCUCCCUAGCUCAUGUUCCCAGGAACAGGUAAAAUUCAUGAGAGAAGUCACCAAACAGGUUUAUCAGCCAACCUUUAAUCCAGAUGCUGGGUUUUAUUAAAGAAAAAUCUAUGGCCAGUUUCACACAGGCCAUCUCUUCAGCAGACAAAAGGCUAACUUGGUACAAGACUCUAUUUACAAACACAGAGAUAAAAACUGCAGGAUGGAAAAAUUACACCAGCCACGCCCACAAGGCUUCCCAGACACUGGCCAAUGGAAGAGGAGGAGCCCUAACGUCCCUGUGCUCAUAUCUUACCAACUCAGAAAAGGGGACUUCAUCUAGCUAGCUCACUUGACAAGGAAAGGGCAGCAGGGCCUUGUCCAAGGGCAGGUCGGUAGUGGGUGCAGCACCCAAACUGUCUGUAAAAAGCGUGGAGCCAGAAACACACCUGAAAGGGGAGGCCUCGCCACUUGGGAGAACCUGACUGACUUCUGGAACAGCAUGGACAGAACAGGUUGAUGACAUGGUUGGACUUUCAAGUCACUGGAAGAAAACAAGAGUACCAAAGUGGGAGCAACUGGCCAAAAAAGCUCAUACCCUUCAAAACAUCUUUGGAACAGGAAUCCCAGCCACGUCCCUGAAAAAGCGCCUCUCAGAAAGCAUAGCGGGUGCGGAUGUCCUCUAGCUUCUUGGACACCUCUGGUGGGGUCCUGUCCAGCUCUUCAGACACGUUCUUCUGCUUGUUGGGCUCCAUGGAGUUGAACUGCUCACACAGAUCCCCAUCAAUGACAUUCUAGCAAGAGAAAGAAAGGGUGGGGGGCUAUUUUAGAAGCUGCAGCCCAUGGAACGAAGGAGGGAAUGGGCUCAAGCACAGAAAGCAGACCCAAAGCAUACAGAAAAAGAGGCCAUGGUUUCCCAAGAAAAAAGAAGACCCACCUUGAUACCUAGGUCAGUUCUAACAGGAUGCUACCAUCACCAGGGAGAACUGCAAUAGGGAAUCGCGGGGAGGGGGCUUGAAAUCUAUACAUAUCACUUGGAAAAGAUAAACGUCCAUUCAGACAAACCACCCAGAUGGUGAAAAAGAAAAAGUCAGAGAAUCACGUAGACAUAUAUGCCCCAUUGCUGAUUACCUUUCUUAGCACGCAGAAUCCUGUCCUGGAAAAGCCAUUCCAGCAACCUAAGCAGAUGCUCUGACCAAAGCAUAAAAUGCAGGGGGGAAAUUUGGCCUUCACAUUGGCAACUUUUACCCAUGAGCAGAGCUCAAGUGUUUACUAGCAUAUGAUGGACACAUAGAAGACCCACAAACUCAGCCUACCUUCACUGGGAAGUAAUAGGAGCGGAAGCUGAGGUGGUCUCGUCCACAGAGAGGAGGGUGUUCAGACCUCAGAUGCAUCUCAACAUGUUGGAAGAAGUCAUGAUCCUGAAAAGAGAGAGAGCGCCAUCAAAGGGAAAGGAAAACAGCUGGAAGCAGCAGUGUCAGGCCACACCCAGUGCCAGCAUUGAGAAGAGGAGCGGCUGUGAUUGGUACACUAGUUGACAACACACCACCUGAACAAAUUUCCUAGAGCAGGGGUAGGCAACCUAAGGCCCGGGGCCCGGGGGCCGGAUGCGGCCCAAUUGCCUUCUAAAUCCGGUCCGCGGACGGUCUGGGAAUCAGUGUGUUUUUACAUGAGUAGACUGUGUGCUUUUAUUUAAAAUGCCUCUCUGGGUUAUUUGUGGGGCAUAGGAAUUCAUUCAAUAUCUUUUUUUCAAAAUAUAAUCCAGCCCACCAGAUGGUCUGAGGGAUAGUGAACCGGCCCACGGCUGAAAAAGGUUGCUAACCCCUGUCCUAGAGAGAGUGAGUCCUCUGCAGGCAGGCAUGCAUCAUUUUGGGGAAGGAUGUAUAUACAUAGCAGGAAGUUCAUCACAAAGCACUGGUCCAAUGUGGAUUUCCCUCUUUAGAAACCUGCCUGGAUUUCAGAUAUCACCUUAUUUGUAUCUGCCCAUUCUUCCAGUCUCCCAAGAAGGAGCCUGGCAUAUAGUUUAGAGGCUACAUCUAACAAACUAAUGGGUCUAUAACUGGCAGGAUUUUUCUUAUCAACCUUUUUAUAUAUUGGGGCAAUUAUACUCAGCUUCCACCCUUCCGGUAUGUGACCUGAGCUGUUAAUAUAUGAAAACAGUUUUGCAAAAAUGGGGACCAGAAAUCCAGAGAUUUAUCUUAUAAAUCUCCACUGGGCUCAUGUCUUCUCCUGGACCUUUAUUGGCUAGCUGGCUUAUGAUUAGCCUCUUAAUCUGAUUGGGGGGUGAUGUCUGGCCAUUCUGGCAGUUAUAAUAACUGAGUAUAGUAAACUUGUGAGGGUGAGUCAGAGCGGGGGCCAUAUAUUCCUGUAAAAUAUGUCACCCAGUCCUUUCCUUGGACAGAUGCUUCUAACAAGUAGCCCAGCCCAUUUGUACCUUGGGCAACCAAAUGCCAAAAUUUCCCUGAGUCCUUUUUAGCUCUGCUUCAUUCUGUCAUGCCUCAUGGGCAGAGCCAACUGGCAAAUGUGGGUGUCACCUGUGUCAGCAAAUGUUUUUAGAGUACAUUCUAUUGCCAGGUAUCAGUGUAUGCAUUGGGGAGGGGGGAGACAUACAGAGAGCAAAGAGAGCCAUAGGCAGCUCAGGAGGUCCAACAGCAGCCAAGCUCAGUACGUGCAUUAAAGCAGAUCCAUUUCUCAUCCACACAAGGAAGAGCCAAGAGGCCAACUGUGGGCAGGGAGUGGCAUAGCUUCCCCACCCUUUCAACUUUGUCUUCCAUCCUCCCAUAACUCACUGUCACUACUGCAGGGCAUUAAGUGCUCCUGCUGCACUAUGUAGAUGAACAACUCUUAAUAUUUUCAUCAUACAAGAACUUCCUACCUCAUGUGACGUAAAUGGGACCAGAAUGCCAAUGCCCCCAGAUAAGGUCGUGUAGACAAGAGAUUCAGAGCCUCCGGGGAUUAGAGUCGUCUUCUGCAGGGAGAGGACUGUUUCCCCUACAUGGUAGUUCAUAAUCACCUCUGCCUGAAAGGAAGACAAGCAAGAGUUCAGCAGGUGACCUAAGAUAAUGCAUUAAAUCCAGACAAUCUCAUUUUCAUCAAAGAAAACCUACAUUUAUCACUUCCAGUGGUUGGUGAGGACAUUUCUAAACACACUUAUAAUGCAAACUUGCAACAGUGAUUUCCUAUGUGUAAUGCUUGGGGAAGGAGGUGCUAUUAGGCUACUGGAGUACAUUGGACUCCUUCCAUUAUGAGCACAGUAUUUCAUUAGGACUGUAUUUCACAUUUCUAAAAUGCAGUGUCAAUUAAAUUAUCCCCCCCUAAAACAGGAUGACUGUUGAAAUAUGUCUUAAAAUUUACUUCCUGCUAGCUAAGUGUAAAAAAUAAAAUUGUGUAGGAGGGUUACCUCUCCUACAGUAACAGGGGUGCUAUGAACCCCAGAAGACAUUGCAAAUAAAAUAAAAAAUUAAGCAAACCUGAAUCACUUCAUACUCCCUAUACUGGCUCAACAAUUACAUGGGGUCAGUUGUCCUGGGUUGUUUCUCCCCCAUACUGUUUCAAGUUUCAUUUAACUAACAGGGGUCCAAUGUUCCCCUAUUGGAAAGGAAAACUGUCCCUCCUAUCCCCAGGAACUUCUCAAAACAGAGCAGGGGGAAAUCACAAAAGUUUUGCCUGUAUCAUGUGACAGCAUUUCAAGAACACGAAAGAGAUUUUUCUGUGAACUUUUAAAAAAUCUCUAUUCCUUUGUGCACAAAAAAAACAACUACAAACAACCCUAAUUACAAAGCUCCAAAGGCACCUGCUUGACCACAGGAGUACAAUUUCACUCUAUGCAGGGGUUUAACUCUGCUCCACAUUGCAUUUAUGUAGACACAGAAGUUAAUUUCAAAAGCCCUUUCAGGCUUCAACCGGCAGACAGACAUGUUAUUAAUUCCAUACGGAUACUCUGGCUUUUAAAAACCAAUUCACCGUAACAUGUUUUUUAUCAGUAGAUUUAUGCAUAGAUUUAUAUAUUCUUAAAAAGGAAGUUGCUGGUUCCAGAAAAAGGCAGGUAAUGAAGUUAAUAAAUAACCAGAGAACUAGAAAGAGCCUCCAGUUUCUCACCUGAGGAAGCACCCCCUUCCCUACACCAAAGUUACCUUUUGAGAAGCCCCAUUAAGAAGGCCUCUAUCCCACAACGCCUUGUUUCCAGUUGGGUCCUCAUCUACCUCAUCAUUUGUGUUGGGCGGCAGCCGCACCUACAGGAGGAGGCAUCAAGAGAGUCAAACUCACGCGUGGCCUCAGAGGCAAAUGGGAAUAACUAGAAGGUGUUGUAAGCAUGAAUUCAGAAAAGCCCAAACAAGCAAACACUCUGCAUGUCACAUCAAACCACAGUGAGUGCCCCAACCUGGGUUCACAGCAUGUUUCUCCCCCAACAAACCAUGAGAGUUAACCAAGGUUUGUUCUUGACUCAUUGGCUGUGCUUGUUGGAAGCAAACAAACCAACAGGAUGAGGUCUGGAAGUCACAACAAGCCGUCGCAGCAGCAGCAGCAGCAGGAGAGGAGCAGAGCAAGAACUUUUCAGCAGCAUGCACCAACACAACCACAUAAAUCCGCAGCCUGUUUUUAGCUGUGGGCUGACUGUGGUGUGUAAUCCAGGCCACAAAAGGAGAGCAACAAAGCAUAUGUCUCCAUUAACAGAACAGUCACAAGGUGUGCACUUUGGCAGAAGAGUCCAGAGGAAGUUGCCACCGCCCAUGACAGCAGCGUGUGAGUGUGGGAGAAAGGUCUCACAGGCCACCAGCUAAAUGGUGCUUAGCAAAAGCAAAAGGCAGGGGUUUCACUGGCGUCUCCCGCAUCAGGGAAUCAAAAUAGCAGGACAGUUCUCAAAUGAGCCCCAGAAGUUUCCUGGCUGCCUUCAGGCUGACUCACCACACAGAUGUUGCCAAACUUGUCAGCCCCAGCCACUGUGUCAUAGUCGAGGAGGCAGGCAGUGGUGACCCAGCGGGGGUGGGUGUCAUCUGCAAAAAUGAUCAGCUGGUUCUCGUUCCUCUUGUAGCGCACCCAGAUGAAGCUCUCCUGGACAUCUGAGACAAUCACUCGGUGCCCAAUGGUCUGGAUCCCACAGAUGUAGUUGGCAAUGUGCUGGGAAGCGACAGCAAUUCAGAAAAGCAGUUCAAAAAGCAAAAAAGGGAGGCUGUUCAAGGCAAGCUCCCAAAUCCCUUCCUAAACCACUAUGCACAUGAAAUCUGAACAUCACUGGCAUCUCUCUGCAAGGCUAUGAUCAUUUAUAGUGCAACAGCUGUCGCUUUCUAAAACUAAGAGAGAAAAGGGGAGGUGGGACAUUGCUUAUCUGUGAUCACUUUCUAUAUCUGAAUGUGCACCGAGAACCAGUGCUAACAUCAUUCUAGGUAGCUCUCUUGAUUCUAGAAAUACUCAGAAGGCCAAACAAACAAGGUAAAAGCAAAUAUGUGAAAUAUGAAAAUCUUCCUAUUUCUACUUUCUAUAACCCAGCACCUGCCAGGUGUUUGGGACUACAAAUCCCAUCAUCCUUGACCACUGGCCACGCUGCCAGAAGCUGAUGAGAGUUGCAGUCCAAAACAUUUGGAGGGCUCCAGGCUGCACUGUGCCCUUUUGUGCAGAUGCUUCACUACACCAUUAUAAAGUUGGUGUCAGGAACGACUAUGAAAAAAUCCAAAACUUUCAACUAUCACCUUAUGUGAAUCACAGGCCAUAGCUUCAUAAACACAAGACCACACCUUUGAGCCUCAGAUUCUCAAUUUUAUUCCCAAGGGAAAGAAAAUGAUUAUCUAUCCAGUGAAAUAUAAUAAGGGUGUAAACAGCCCUGAAGACUUGCCCCUUAAGCAAUUUGAAGGAAGCCAAAGCUCUGGGCAAGAGAAUGUUUCCCUGCAACUUGAAAAAAGUUCAAAGGUUUCAACCAAAUUUGUUAAAAGCAACAGGGUAUGUCUGCCUUAGGAAAUGCAGCUUCCAGGAGAUCUGCGCACACAAACACACACACAAUGUUCUAAAUACCUUAUUCUCACACUUCCGGAGCAGCUUCUUCUUGCCCAAGUCAUAGACCCGCAAGAGUUUCCCCACGCCAAUGAGCACUCUGCCUUGGAAGGGGGCAAUAGCAGCUGGUACCUCCUCUACUGGGGUCUGAACAGAAAGGAAAUGAAAGAGAAGAAGCCUUUGUCAAGAAGACUAAACAAAGAUCAUUAAUAGUACCCUCACUGCAUAGAUGACGCCCCACGACUACAAGGAUGGGCAAGUUUCAGCCAUGGCAAAGGAUACAGAUCCACCACCAGUGAGUUUUGGGGCUCACUUGAAUCAAAUACCCAUUUGCAUCUACUGGGGAAGAGAUUGACACUGCAAGCCAACGAGGACAAACUGCCUCUAGGAAGGGGUCUCCUAGUUCAGCUUCUGCCCAACAAAAGAACGUGCCUCCACUCAGGUCCAGGCUGCUAGGUAUCAACAAGGAGGGAGAAUUCAACUUUUGCAGUGCUCUGUACAUUGUUGGUUUUCUUCACGCCAGCAGAAGCCAAAGUAUUCAGCAACCACCAUCAGGUCUGCAAAAGCUCAAAUCAGAUCACCUAUAAAUGACCCAUUCACAGGUCUAUGCUUGUUUUGCUUCAAAUGUCCAUUAGAUAACUGCAACUGUCACAUCAUUAUUAUAAUUGCUCAAAUUUCCCUGGCAGCAAGCAAUGUGCAUACAUUUUGCAUGGCAAUCACAGGCAAAAUCCAAUGUGAUUUUUGAUCUGGCUGCUGUUUGUGGGCAGAAGGAAAACCAUUUGUGGAGUAGUUACUAACAGUGAUGGUCUUCUGUUCCCAACCAAGAGAUUUCCAUCCCAAAGAGUUGGGUCUCAUCAGUACAUUUUAGCAACCUCAUGGCAAGCCCCAUCCAUGUUCAUCUUCCCAGAUUCCUCCCCCUCCAACCCACUUGUGGAGGGAAUUCUCACCUUGUGCAAGAACUCAAGCUUCUCCCCACUGUUUAUCAACUUAUAGGUGUAGACAAAGCCUCCAGCCACAGACCGUGGGUUCAGGAUAAGGUCCUUGGCUACGCCCACUAGAACAUGCCAGUCGUCACCACCAUUGGCAAAUCGGCACACUGCCACACUGUAGAGAGCCAGAACGAUAACGUUACUUGACAAGACAAGGGAAGACUGGGAAGGCAAAAGAAGCAGUUGCUUCACAGCAACAAAGAGCAAGAGAGAACUCUUUGGGGGAAGGCAGCAGUGAAGAGUAUGUUGUACCAUUUGCUUGUGCUAAGGCAGCAUAGAAAUGCAAUAAUAAUAAUAAUAAUAAUAAUAAUAAUAAUAAUAAUAAUUUAUUAUUUAUACCCCACCCAUCUGGCUGAGUUUCCCCAGCCACUCUGGGUGGCUCCCAAUCGAGUAUUAAAAACAAUACAGCAUUAAAUAUUAAAAACUUCCCUAAACAGGGCUGCCUUCAGAUGUCUUUUAAAAAUAGGAUAGUUGCUUAUUUUCUUGACAUCUGAUGGGAAGGCGUUCCACAGGUUGGGUGCCACUACUGAGAAGGCCCUCUGUCUGGCAAUAGGCAAACUGAAUGAGAUUUACCGUUUUUUCGCUCUAUAACAAGCAUCUGACCGUAACACGCACGUAGUUUUUAGAGGAGGAAAACAAGAAAAAAAUAUUCUAAAUGAAACAGUGGAUGUAUGAUUUUUGUGGUUCAUGCUGUGGUCACAGACAUGUGAUCUGACGGUGAGUUGGGGUAGCCCAGUGCAAAAAUCCUGAGGAUCCAUGUGGAUCCAUGCUUUGUAACCACGUUUUUGCGCCAUUGCGGCCCCAUGAAACAGUGGGUGCGUGUGUUUUUUGGUGCAGGCUGUAGCCAUGGACAUGCUAUGUGAUCCGAUGGUGAAUUUGGGGUGACCCAGUGCAAAAAUCCUGAGGAUCCAUGUGGAUCCGUGCUUUGUAACCACGUUUUAAGUGGGGAGGAAGGAAAAGCACUCAAGGACAAGGAGCAUGUGUGGGGUGUGUGGAGAAGGAGCUUUUCGGGGAGCUGAGUGGGGAGGAAAAGAGCACUGUUGCUUUAAAGGUAUACUUAAGGUAUUUGCCCUGUGCCUGGGGUUUUUUCCAUUUAACAGUUUGCAGCCUGUUCCUUCCACUCCUUGUUUUGAGGCAGAAUAGAUUUGAGCAAGUGAGGAGGACUUGGAUUGCAGGGAUUCGCCAUUAGCUGUGUAAAAGCGCUCCUCCUUGCAGCCUUCUACUUUGUUUGUACACGUGGCUACUGGUAUCAGUGAUAAGCAGCCAGCAGCAAUAGAAUGGAGCACAAAAAAGCGAUAGGGGCACUAGGACCCAGACAAUGCUCAAAUCUAUCCUGCCUGUAAACAGCUGAGAAGCGGGGGAUUUGCCUAUUUUUCCCCUCUCCCUCAUCCGUGCCCUCCCCAGCCUUUUUUUUACUUCCUGGUUUUCACUGCGCUCGUGGCUGAGAGCUCCAGGUUGUUGUUUUUUUUUGCUGCUGGUUGCUUAAAUUUUAUCCUUCCUGAUCCAAGCCCUCCUGUGCCCUGCUGUCCCUCUGCAGCCUCAUUGCUCCGUUUAGAGAGCGCGCGGACCUUUGCUAGCUGAGGCUGCAGCAGCUGUUGCUGGCUACUUUAAAAGCGCCUGCUGGCUUCGAGCCGCCUGCCUCCUCCCAGCUCGCUAUGGCUCCCGUCUGUCCCUCCUCCCGUGUAAGCGGCUGUUGCCCGCUUUGCUGCCAUGGCUCUCCUUCCCUCCCUCCUCCCCGGCUCCUCCGAGCCGUAGGUCGCUUUAAAGCAAGCAAAGCGAGAGCCUCGUAGAGCGUGUAAGCGGCUCUCGCUUUGCUUACUUUCAGAGAGCCCCUCCUCCUGGCUGUAAAGCAAGCAAAGCUAGAGCCGUGCAAAGCCCUGCAAGCGACUCCCGCUUUGCUUGACUGACUCCGACCCAGUGCAUUCGCUCCGUAACACGCACAGGCAUUUCCCCUUACUUUCUAGGAGCAAAAAAGUGCGUGUUUUGGAGCGAAAAUUACGGUAAUUAGGGCCAUUGUCAGCUGAGCAGAUCAUGGUAAAUGACUGCCAAGCAUUGGUCUCAAGACCCCAAACAACUUCAGGUAGACCACAUUUUUGCUUUAUUUAAUUAGAUCCUAGAGUCAUCUGGCAACAAUAGCAUAAGUAAAUAUUUGGUUUGACUGGUGUACUUCAAGUAUGACCAAAGUAUGACCCAGUAUAAAGAGUAUUUCCAUUAUUUAGCAGAAAGGGCAGCAUUCAAAAGGGUAACUUGCUUCAGAGGUGCAGACACUGUUCCUUACCUGAAGGCGGCUUCAUUUUGCUCCAGCUGGACUAGAUCUAAAGUGUUUCCUUGGAUGGGGUUCAUCACCCGGACAACAGACGCCCAUUGUCCAUUUCCUGCCUUUGGGGCACCAAAGAUGGACUCAGGAAGGUUCUCGUUCAGAAACGCUGCUGCCAUCUCUGCAGCUAGUUCCCUCUCAUCUUCCCCUGCAGCUUCCACCAUUUCCUGCAAAGCACAAGGGGGCAAAAAAGGACUGUAAUGCCUAUCUCUAGUGCAGCAUCCUGUUCUCACAGUGGCCAAAGCAGAUGCCUCUUGGAAGCCCAAGCAGGACCUAAGUCAUUCCCAACAACUGGCAUUUAGAGGCAUGCUGCUUUUGGCAAUAGAGACAGAAUAUAGUCAUCAUGGUUAGUAGGCAACUGAUAAUCUACUGCUCCAUGAGUUUGUUUAAUGCUCUUUUAAAGCCAUCAAAGUUGGUGGCCAUCACUGCUUCUUGUGAUUAUGAUGAUUAGGCAGUCCUAACUGAGGUGCAGAAAAUAAGUGAGCUUUUCCAUGGGUUACAAAAGCAGACUAGCCUCCUCUCUAGAAAGGAAAGUGGUCACUGCUCUGCACUGUGUUGCAACAACUUCCCCACCAAGUGCAGCAGCCUCAAAAGAAGCUCCAGCUCAUAGAAUCCUGUCCCUGCCCUUCUUUGGUGAGAGCUAGGCCCCCGGCAGACGCCAGGCAUGUUACCUCCGCCAUCUGCUGCUUCCUUUGGGCUUUAGUGGCCUCAGUAUAAGCAUUGUGGUCCGUCUCAAUGAUGAUUAGGUUGUUGCUCUCAGGGUGGAUGACAAACUUCCUAGGAGUGUACUGCAACGGGAAGGCAACCUGGUUGAAGACAGCUCCAAGCUUCUCCAGGGCCAAAAUCCUAUGGGAGCCAAAAAGUUGCAGACAUUAAGAUUAUCCCAGUGAGCCACCUUAAAGGAACUAAAAGGACAUCCAAGCCGAACAAUGGAGCCUCCCUGGUGGGCCGGCAUCUAUGGCAUGAACUACCUUCCAUCAAGCAGACGCGGGACAUUUUCAACCUGAAAACUGACAACUUGCCUGGUAGCCAUCAGUGAUGGGGAGCUCCAUGAGUGUGUGAGUGAAAGGCACAGGAGGAAAGGGUCCUUGUGCCCCUCCUCCUUCAGUCUGCUUAGUGGAAGGCAGAGUGUUGUAUAUUCACCUGCACUUGCAUGAUGGCUAGAGACUAGUUACUUUUGCAGGCUUAUUUACAAUGGCCACCCGACACCCAGUUCACAGUACUUUGUAGUCUAUGGAGCUUCAUGCAGGAAAGCCUGUGGAUAUCAGCAUGCCAGGCAACCUCCUUUAGUAUUCAAGAUCAGGAGAGACAGCUGCCUCCUGCCCCUGAAGAGAGAUCAAGUAGACCUACAACAAAACCAACAUGGCUGCUAUUUCAGAACCACCUGAUGCUUUGUGAAAAAGUAGAGCAGCCUCUGAAGUGAACACUCCACAGACUGGCUACCACCAAGGAAUAAUCUCCUCCCAACAACCAGUCAUGCUUCGGGUGGGUUGCAGGGGGUGGGUGGCUGCCAUGUACAGCUCUCCCUCCCAUAUUGAGCAACUAGGAAGGAGGCCAGAUCAAGCUACUCAAUGCAGAGUGGGUAAGCCACCUUACCCAUGCAAGGUCAUGUAGAAAGGAGGCAUUCAGGGCAACCCUUUUGGGCACCAGCUGCCCCUGCUUUGUGCAGGAAGGAGCUUGGGACAGACAAGCAAGACAGACAGACAGUCCUGUGUGCCAAGAGAGAAGGCAAACAGGUUCCAUUAUUUGUUUCCUUUCCCACCGCUGGCAUUUUGAUACGAACCUCAGUGUGUUUGUUGAGAUGGCUACUAUGCCCUCUGGACACUGCUCGGAAGCAAAGCCAGAGGCAAACUCCAACGUUUCAUAUGAGAGGGGUGUUAAGUGGAAGCGGGACUGAUAGGAGUAACUCAGCCAAGAACGGCUUGACAUGGCCAGCACCUGGAGCAGGAGGAAAAGAAGAGAGAGAAAAUUCAGGGAGAGAACAGCAAAUGGGACAGAGCAGCUCACACCUCUGGGAACCCAGCUGGCUGCCUUCUCCUCCUAGCAGUCCACAAUCAAAGGCUCUGUUGGCAGGGCAGGGCAGAACUAAUUACAGGCUCUAGGAGUCCCCAAGCCAGCAGCAUAAGAGAAGUUGUGAGGGGGCCAAACUGAGAUUCCUGCAUUGCACAGUGUUGGUCUAGAUGACCCACAGGGUCCCUUCCAGCUCUACAACAAUAUGAUCCUGAAGGCCACAAGCCUGGCUACUUUAUCACCAACUUUCAAAAACACCUUGCACUCUGUAAAUCAGGUGCAAUGACUACAGCAGCAAGAGCCAGGCAAACAAAGGACAUUGAGUACUUCCUCCUUCUUUAAUGUCCCCCUCCCUUUCCCACAAGCAGCUAAAAUGAGCAGGACCCAGAAGAAGGCCAAGAUAUUUCCUUUCCCCUGGCCUCAUUAACACUCUUGUUUUCUCCCUCACUCACCCUCCCCAUCCAAUAGCAUGUAUUUUCCCUCUGUACCAGACGGUAAACAAGGAAUUUAGUUGUGAACUCAUCCCACCCCAAAUUUCUAAAAGAUCUUAGUCACCAGAUUCACAGUCCUCCUGAAGUUUUUGCUCCUCCCCCUUCAGCUUUUCAUGAGUGCACUCCUCUGAUUCCCCGCUCACUCACCGCUUCUUGGCCUUGCAUCCGGACUCGGAAGAGCUUCACAGGGCGCGAGCCCAGAUACCUGGUCCUUGUGUCAGAGAGGUCACCAGUAACUGGAUCAAGGACAGUUCGGAGAAGUACACCGUUCUGGGUUACAAGGGCAGAUGAGCAAAGCAAGGUGGGGGGAGAGGGACAAGGGAAGGCAGAGAGAAAAAGAGGCACCAGAUGAACUCAGAAUACCAAUGUAUCUUCAGCUCCUGACUCCAGAAGUCUUACUAUUUCCAGGUUUUCUCUGGCAUGUACAAAAUUAAGCACAACACUGCUACAAAGCUGCUGUUUCCUCCUUUAACAAACUAAGAAAAGGCUUUUUUGUGAAACCGCUUAAAGUGUAGGCUACUCCCACUUCCCACCUAAAUACAAAGACCCGCGACCCGCUGGAAGAUGAGCUCUAACACUUCCACCCUCCUCCCUGGCAGACAGAAGGUAUCCUUCACAAUGGGAUUAGAGUCUGCCUUAAUCAAGCGGGAGAGGGCUCCGUUCCUCGGGAGCUCUGGAAGAGUGAAGAAGGUGGCAGGAGGGAUGCAGUGCUCCCUUCUGGGAGGGUGUGUGGAAUGCGUCUCUAUAGGGUUGUACGAACUCAAGAAUAUGGCUUCCCACACAGUCCAGUCAAAUGCAGCAAGACCUGGUCCAAUCCCAUAUAUCAAGGAUCUAGCAAAGGUUCUGGGCAGUAACUGCUCACCUGCAAGCCAAUGUUCAGGUACAAGAAGCCAAUCGAGCCCCGCUCUCCCAGCUCAUCUUGCUUCUCAGCUCCACCCAUUUCCACAAUGCACAGUGAUUCUGGUUGGGCAGGGAGAGCUUGCAUACUCAGCGGCUGAAGACAGUCCUAAGGGAUGGAGAAGGAAGACACCAUUACUAAAGCAGAGAGAAAGAACAAAGCAUAACACAUAAGGUCUUUGUUGCUACCCUGAACCCUGAAUAAUAAAAUUUAUUACUAUUAAACAAAAACAUCUUGAAGGUCCCAGGCCACAGAGAGGUUAGGCUGGCCUCAACUAGAGCCAGGGCUUUUUCGGCUGCGGCUCCGAUCUGGUGGAAUGCUCUGUCACAAGAGACUAGGGCCCUGUGGGACUUGACAUCUUUCCACAGGGCCUGCAAGACAGAGCUGUUUCACCAGGCCUUUGGCCAGGGCACUGCCUGACUCCCUCCUUUGGCAGUCUUCACAGAACUCUAGCCCAAUGGUUGCCAUCAAUUUGAUUUGAAUUAAUUUUAUAAUGAAAUGAUUUUAGAAUGUUGUAUUAUUUUAUUGUUGUUAGCCGCCCUGAGCCUGGCUUCGGCUGGGGAGGGCGGGAUAUAAAUAAAUUUUAUUAUUAUUAUUAUUAUUAUUAUUAUUAUUAUUAUUAUUAUUCAGACAUCAGGUGAGGAACUGUAAAUGGCUGAAUUCUCCUUUGUACAAAAAUGCCUGGCACAUUUGAAGGAGAAGACUAGGCUGACCUGCCAAUUUUCUAUGUAGGAGGGCAUUCAACCACACACCCCAGCACUCUGAAGAGAUAAGACUGAAGAAGCACAUGGCAAUGUUGAUUAUGCCAACCUGCUCAAAGUGUUUCUCCAUUUGGAGCAAUCUGUGGGAAGAUUCAUUUCAUCUGAGGAAGUCUUUAAAGAAUCAUUUUUAGCUCUGGCCUUCUUUUAGGCAACCCAGUAUCUUCCAAAAGUUUGGAAUACAACUCCCAUAAUCCUCAGCCAAACUGGCUAGGGCUGGGGUGAGCUGUAGUUCAAACCAUCUGAAAGUCACCAGGUUGGAGAAAGCUCAUGUACAACAUACACCUUGAUUAUUGUGAAUUGACCUAUUAUAUGGCCACUGAAGCAUGACCAGAGGCUUGAUGCUCCUUACUGGCAUCAAGCCCUUUGGAAUGCCUGAACCUUCAAAUUAAGAGGCAGGGGUAUCAAAAAAAGAAGGGGAGGGGAGAGAAAGCAACUGCAGUUUGGGUUUGGAAAAGAGCAUGCUAGAGUUCAGCUGGAGUCAGCUAAAACUGGAAGACAUAUUGGGGUACUGGAGGAGUAAGCCAUGCCUUUGAGUUUCUGACAAAGCACCAGAAGUUGUAUUGCCCACUUUAUGAGUCUGCUUGCUUCCAAUAUGCUCUCCUUUCAUAUUAGAUAACAAACCAAAGUCAGUCUAGUGCAUUCUCACAUCCAAAGAAAGGAAAGCCCUGCUAACCACCCCUGGAACUUCCUCUCACUCAGUUUUUUUUGGGAGGGCAGUUUUGGUUACAAUACUUUAAUUCGGGUCAGCAAAGGCUUAGCUACAGGCAAGCGACUCUCAGGAAGCACUUACAGAGGGGUCGAGGGAAAUGAUGCGCACAGUGUUGUCCACCAGCCCAACAGCAAGGAACCGGGAGCGCUGCUCUCCUGGGGGAACAUUGGCCAAGCUCAUGCACACCACGUCAGCAGACAUCUCCUUCCUCUCUGUGUAUUCAUUCAGCUGUCCUGACUGGUGUGGAAAAAAGGCACAAUGGAGGAAGGAAGUCACACCUGGAUUAGCAGAACCAGACUCAUUUCAGAUCAAGAGCUGUGCAAUAAAUUCUUUGAACCAUGUAUGAUGACAGGUGACCUUGCUUGUUUGACCUUUUGAGGUAGGAAGCCUGGAGCACUUUGAAGAACACCAAGUUUAUCAGAGAUAAGCUGGUCUUAAAAAAUAUGCCAGUCUCUGCAACGGCCCACCAAAGCAACCCCCAAACACCCACCCCACCCAAAUGGCACAAAUCACCUGAAUGUUAUCCUGCACAAGAACCCCUGAAAUGAAGGAAUGUGACAUAAGGAGCCCAAUAAUGCUGUGGUGCAGUUCUCAUUUGUUUCCACUGCAAGUCUAGUCUGCAAACCCUCAUGAAAACCACACCUCCCUCCAGCUAAGCUCACGUACCGGGUCCAUCUCAAAGUAGACCAGCUCUCCCCCUGUCAGUGCGAUCACCACUUGUCUCUGAUUCACAGCACAUUUGACGAUGGUUUUCUUCCCUGGUGUUUUCCACUCAUUAACUCUUUUAUCUGCUCUGAUGUGCCGGAUGCCAUCAGGAUAAACCUAAACAAAUACAGAAAUAAGAUGCUGUGUGAGUCCAUCUGACAGGAACUGCCUUUGCUGUUCUUUCCAUUAUUAAGCUAGUCUUGCAAGUCAGUUCACAGAAGUUAUCAGCCUAGCCUUUUUUAAUUUUUUCCUAAACUGCUUGCUCACAUACAGUUUUUUACUGUCAUUUGGACACACCAGAGGUCAACAAGGGAAGUAGAAGAACCAGCACCUCUUAUCUGGUUUACAAAAGCUUACUAAGCCUGCUCAUCUGUAGCCCAUUUGCCACAAGCACAUGGCAAGAUUUCCAUGCCUACCUAUACAGCUUUUUAGUUUGCAAAGUGAUCUAUAAUCUUUAUCUCAUUCACACAACUAAUUUCUGCUGUUCACCAUCAAGUGCUCUCAUUAUAUCUAGCUGAGAGAGGGCAAGGUCAACAAACAGCAACUUGAAAAGUGCCACCAAGGUAAAUGAUUAAGAUUCCACAAGCUCCUAUCUACCUUUAAAACAAAACAAAACAAAAAUCACAGGGAAUAUUAGUCUAUGCAACCAGUUAAAAUAAUGCAGUAGAAGACUAAAUGUUUUUAGUAAGAGCGGAACACCAAGGGAAUCUUACUUUGAAAGGCUCUGGAAACAACCCUUUCCCAACCUUAAAGGUGACCUUAUCCUCUAGCCAGUUUGCAGGUCCCAGCUAUUAAAUUAGCUACCACCACCCCAUCCAUGCCAGGAGAGCACCACAACCAAACCCUCUCUCCUUGCAUCUCUUGAGAAGGCCAAGGGGCCUGGCUGUAAAAGGCAAGCAGAACACGAAGAGGUAAAAGGCCCCUUACCUGCACCAAAGCAUCAUCUCCCAACAAUGAGCAAGACAAGGUGGGCGUAGUACCAAGGAAUCCUGAGUCUGUAACCUCCUCUACAGUUUCUCCGAUAGACAGUACCAGGGUGGCAUUGACGAAGGACACAAUGAUAUAGGCAUCAAAUUCAUCUAAUUACAGAAGAAAGAAGACAGGUGCCAAUAUUUAGAAGGUCAAGAAAGAGGUUUGUAGAACAACUAUGGACAACAGAAACUCUUCAAAAAGACUACAGUUAUUUCCAUCAUCACUAUCACACACAAGUUCAUGACAGGGGGCCGCAUGGCCUUCAGACACUUGGACCGUGGUAAAAGGAGAAGAACACUCAAGGCACAAGGAAGCUACAGCUGUGCGAGAAGUGUGGACCUUCUUUGAGAGCCUCCCCCUCCCAUUUAUAUCAUAAUCACAUCUGGGUCAGUGUACAACUGGAGUAAAAACAGUUUUUCUCUCCUCCUAACCACAAGAAAAUGAUCAGACAAGACGUUUAUGCCUGCAGCCAGCCAACAAAACAGUUUAUUCUCAUUUGCUCUCUCUAAAUUACACACACGAACACAGCGUAUCUGUAAAACAAAAAUUGUGAUGCAGAUCAAAAUAAAUCCCACAGGUUAAUAAAAUACACCAACCCAGACAAUGUAACUUAACUAAAACAUAUGAGAUGCAGCUAAUUUAGUUCUUUUAUAAAAAAAAAUGGAGUUGGCAGGAGGGAUAACAAAACAGUAUUAUGAAAACAAUGAACUAAUGAAGCAGAUGGAAGCUCAGAGAACAAAUGGUUAGCAACCUCUCACAGCUUUUAGAUCUUUCCACCAGAAGUUAAUAGUAAGAAGUCACACACCUUCUUUCCACAUUCCAGAAAGAAAUAAACCCAGAAUGCCACUGAUCUAUUAAGCGCCAGAUUGAGGAAUCCGAGUCAGAGCAGGCUUUUGCAGAGCUAGAGAAACUUCUAUGGCUUCACAGGUAUAAAUUGCAUUGAACCAUCAAAAUGCAAGAUUAGAAGCCACUAGAAAGAGAUAUGCCCAUGGUGGCAAGAUCCCCACUUCUGCAUCAAGAUGCUCAUCUCUUUGCAUCUUCCCACAAUGGAGCCCUACAGGAACUCCAGGUCAAGCAGUUGUCCUCCCUAGAGUUCAGGCUUCCACAACAGAUGCUAAGUAGCAAGUCCGGUUUCGUUACCAGCAAAAAGACCAAGGGGAUUUCUUGUUCAAGGGGCAGAAGGGAAAGAAUUUGGCUGCAGUUUUAUUGAAAUGAAUGGGGGCAAAAAUGAAGAAAUAAACAGCAAUACUGCCAAGGAUGGAGAUACCAGGGGGGCAACAUGGAUUCAACUGAAGUAAAAAAAAAAAAUUGGGGCUGAAAAAGAGACUGUAAUGUUAACUAACAUAGUGUCCACUCGGCUUGGAAAUGGGGACAUGAACACUUUCCAGUUGUCUUCUAUCCAUAGAAACAAAAUAGCUUAUUCACAUGUUUUAAAUAUAGUGCCAGAGAUUACAAAGGAUUUAGACAAUGCAUAGAUACGUUAAUAUGAAUUGUAAUUGGCUGUAAGUCGCUUUGGGUUGCCUUGGGAAAUAUAAAGUGACUAACAAAUUUAAUAAUAAACAAAUAAAUAUGUAACAUUUUAACAAACACUUCACUGUUCAGUUUCCUCACAUUCACUCUGCCAAUGAAACCAUUUAGAAAUUACCACUAUAGCAGAAAACAUUUCCCCUGCUGGUGCAAUCCCUGGUAGUGCUGCAAAUACCCCCCCAAAAGAAAGCCCUGCAGGGACACGGCCAGUUAGGGUAGAAAAUACUGAGCCAAUGGCCCAAUGGUCUGAAUGGAUACAGGGCUGCUUCAGUGUUCCCGUCACCUAUGCUUGCCAAGUUAAGCACUCUCCAGCUUGGCCUUUUACAGGGGCAGCACACAAAUCAGGAUCUUAAGCUGUGUAUUUCUUUUCAUCUGUAGACCAGCAGCUUCAAAGAACUCAGAUAUGGAAAACAGCCAUUCUAAAGAAUUAAAUACCAACAGCGGACUGGCCCACCAAGCUCACAGCCAAUCCUGUGG